Podarcis lilfordi (Lilford's wall lizard) is the source of this 46005-nucleotide messenger RNA. The record is from the annotation of a GenBank genome assembly. NCBI's taxonomy places the organism in Eukaryota, Metazoa, Chordata, Lepidosauria, Squamata, Lacertidae.
AGCCAGAUUUGGUGCUUCAAAGGCUUGGGAAGAAGCAGCCCAGGGAGAGAGCGGAGCAGCCUAGGGAGAGAGCUAGAGAGCUUCUUAGGAAGGGAAGGGAGGGAAACUCAGAGAGGCAGAGAGAGAGAGAGAGAGAGAAAUCAGGAUUCCAACACCCACCCAGCCCCAGCCUCUUUCAACUCGACACACUUUUUUCCAAGUGGAUAGCCCGCUUUGCUGCUGCAUCUUUUGCCCGGAAAGGUGCAAGAGCUAUUUUGGAAGCUGGUAACAGAAGGAACCCCACAAACCAGCCUUUGGGGAGAAAAAGGAUUUUCCCGGGGGCCCCCCUCAAUUCUCCCUCUACGCUGGGCAAGUUGUUGCUGACUAAACCUGGCAUUAAAACCCCAAAUUCGUUCACUCUCUCCUAUCAAUUUCAAGCCACAAGUUUUUCCCUGGGGAUCGCGGCUUGCCAAUUUGCAGCAUACACAGCUGGGGACUUUGCUGUUUUUUCAACUGAGCCUGCACUUCCCAUCCCGUCACUGGCUCCCUGAUAGCAUCAAUGCCCCUUUCUCUGCAACCACCACAGCCCUCGGCUGGCAGGCUGGCCGCUGCCCGCACGCUCUUCUUCCCUCUGCUGCUGGUCUUGCGACUGCUGGGCAAUGCCUGGGCACUGCCCACCCAGGACAGCGACUCCCAGGGGGUGGUGCCAGUCUGGAUGGUCCCUCCGGGAAGUGAAGGGCAGGUUUCCUUCUCCAUCCGUGCCUUCAGGAAGGAGUUUGUCCUGCAGUUGGAGCCAGAUGCCAGCUUCUUGGCACCUGGGCUGAAGAUCCAGCACGUGGGUAGGAAGGAGCUCCUUGCUAAGGGGGACGUGGGGCUCCGGAGCUGCUUCUACUCGGGGACUGUGAACUCCCAGCCAGACUCCCUGGUGGCUGUCAGCCUGUGCCAGGGCAUCCGUGGCUCCUUCUUGGUGGAUGGAGACAAAUAUGUCAUCCACCCACAAGGUCAUGAGAAUGGAGAUCCUCUGCUGCAGGCCCACCAGCUCCAGAAGAGGGGGUGGGCAAAAGAAGCUGGAGAGGACAUCCCAGAAGAGGAAUCCCGGGUAGCAGAGUCCAACAGCACCAGCAGAACCAAGAGGUUCAUCUCAGAAGCCCGCUAUGUGGAGACCCUGCUGGUGGCUGAUGCCUCCAUGCUCCAGUUCUAUGGGGAAGACCUGACGGUAAGCAGCGCUUCAGCUCUCCUUCUCUUCCUUUUAGAUGCUCAGAGCAGGUGCAGGUUGGGCGGUGCAUGCCAACAUGCAUGGAAUCUUAAGUGGGAAUCUUCGAGCUGUGGGUGGGGUGGUAGAUCUGGGGUGAUGCAGUCAGGGGCAGAUCAUGGUAAAAGCAUGAACCCUGAGCAGUAAUUCUCCAAAUCUCGCUUGCCUUCAACUUCUGGAUGCAUACACACCAUACAUUUAAUGCACAUUAACUCCUGGUUGCGUUCACGCAACACAUACAAAGCACAUUUAAAGCACACACAUACCCUAAAAAUCUUGAGAACUGUAGUUCACCCCACACAGCUACAAUCCCCAGCAAACUACCAUUCCCAGAAUUCUUGCGGGGGGGGUGUGAUAUGCUCUAAAUGUGUGGUUUGUUCACUGCUGUCUUUCAGCCUCCUGUCUGUAAUUUUAUGGGGUAAGGGCCAUAAUAAUUCUGAUCCACGUUGCAGGGCUACUUACUGGGAAUAACACUUGUGAAGCACUGUGAACACUUUAAGGCACAUGAUAGCAAAAAUGAUCAUAGUGGAAAACAUCUGGGAGAAUGAUGCUCCAUGCAGGGGUGUGCACAGGGUCGUUGUGGGACAAAGCUCACUAUUUGAGACUGCUCACUAUUGAAGGGCAGACUUGUUAACAAGGAACUUCCGCUAAACAGCAACUGUUCCAACAAGGAACAGUUAUCUCCUGCUCCCUGCCCCACCCCAAUAACACACAAUUAACACAUCCCUCGCAAUGUGAUGUCAUCACGUUCUGCAUUUCCCCGCCCCGGCUUCACAUCAUCGAAUAUUGCACAGUGUGAUGAAGUCAUACAUCUGAUGGAUGUUCCUAGAUGUUAUGGUUUGGGGUAGGGAACUUGACACCCAGAUGACAUUUCUGGCAGCUGCCUGAGUCACCUUGUCUGGUGGAGAUGAAACGUCUGUAUUUUAACUCAUCGUUUUCUUUGUACCUGGUAAAGUGCACUGCAGAACCUGAAAGCUGGUAUUUUUCAAAGCAUAAUUUUGUCCAGAGAGAGGCAAAAUUGAACUACGUAUUUUGUGGGGUUUUUAAAAAAAAAAAUUAUUGUGGGAAAGGAGCACAGCAUCUUUUGCCUAUGCUCAGCUGAUGACAUGAGAACUGUAAAGCAAUUUGAUAUUACAGCCAUUAAGCUAAUCUGUGUUCCUCGUUAUUGUAAGGUCUGCCUCUUUGGUAUACUAAUUUGGUACCUGAUACUACUUUGGGAGACUAAUGGGGGGGGGAGUUGGGGCUUUGUUUAGUAGGAGAAGGGGAAGAGGCACAGUCUCUAUUAGUAGCCACAUAAGAUUAGUAAAAGUUCUAGAAGUCAUGUUUUGAUGUGAGCCUCCCUCUCUCUUGGGCUGCACCCCCACCCCCAAGCCGUGGUUGAAGAGACCACUUGAACCAGGAGACCCACAGAUUUCCCAAGUACCAUUUACAUCAGUAAAUUUAUGUUCACCGUGUGAAAGUCUUACUCAGCUUUGUUAGCUCUAAAAGGGAAGUUUCUAUCCUGGAACUUGUGUGCAAGGAAAAUCCUAACUUCUGCUAGGACAGCGGCUUUCACAGUGGUGAAAUUAAGCAGAAAUUAUAUGAAGGACAUUCUAUUAAAAUGAGAGGGGAACAGAGGUGCAUGGGCCAUUACAAGGGGUUCUGCUAACAGAGUAUUUGUGGGGGGCCAUGUUCAUCGUCAGUCCCUGCAUUUCUAGUGGGGAAGUUACAGUAUUUUAUCUGAGGUGCUAAUAGCAGGAAUGGGCUCAGUACAAGUCAGGUUUAUUCGGGAGACCUCCUUCUUUCAGCACAUAGCAGGUGGAACUUCAGAAAUGUUAAAUGUGAAUAUUUAUUACGUAGUAAGAUGUAUGAAACAUUUCCAUGAUAGGCAGGAUGCAUGUGGAAUCGCACUUUGGUCUCUUCCAGACUUUUGCUCUUUUGGGGUGGGAUUCAACCACAUGCCAACAAACUCAGAUUGCACAAAUAAAGCUGGUUUUUGCUCUGUGCAACAAACCACCCUCCCCACUCAAAUCAGACAUUUUGUGAUGAGGGAAAUGAUUGGGAAGCGCACCCUUGGAAAGCGAGGGAUAAUAGUUGCUUGGCACAGGUUGAUAUACCCUUCCAACAAACAAAUCUGAAUGUGUGCUCAAUGGACAGCUGGCAGAAAUGACAUGGAACUGCCGAACUAAGGAAACCUUGACUCUUAGGGCAGGAAGAGAGAAAAGUUUGUAACGGUUAGAGACUUUGCUUCCUAUGGUGUCGACACACACACACACACACACACGACAUACGUACAAGUGUAACUUUCCUUUAUCCUACUUUUGCUCUCGAUCAAACAGAUUUUGCAGAUUUUUUUAAACAAUGAAAAAAACUUUCCAGCUCUAUUAACCUGAGGUGAAAACCGCAUGGCUGUACAUAUGCCACAAGCAGCUAUCACUUUUUCAAAACGAUUUCAAUAAAAAUAACACUCUAGUCCUUUGUCUGAGAAAGACUAGAGCUGAGUCAAUUACAUCCAUCAUCUCCCUAUAGAAAGGAUUUAUUCCAAGCCUUUGGCUUAACCCUUUAAUCCUUAUCCCCAAUUGCAAAGAAGGCUAUGUAUACAGAACUGCAUUUUCUUCAGUCGUCCUGCUGCUCUUGCUUCUUCCCCUUCUCCACCCGUUUCCCUCUGCUGUGUUCUCCAUUACUGGAGUUAAAAUUGCAGGAUCCUUAAGGGUAGGGACCUAUAUUAUUAUUAUUAUUAUUAUUAAUAUUAUUACUUUUUACUCAUGUAAUCGCUUUACCCCCUAUGUGCCUACUCGACAGUUUCAAUCUGUAGAACUGGCAGUCUUAUGCACAAUACCCAUUCUAAACAUUUCAGAAAUUCUUCCUUUAGUUUGCCAUAACUUGCACUUUGGAACUCCCUGCCUAUUGAUAUCAGGCAGGCACUUCUACUAUUUUUCCUUUGUUUGUGUGCCUGCUUAAUACAUUUUUUAUUAGGCCUAUUGACAUGUGUAUAUGUUGCUGUGCUUUUAAUCAGUUUUUAGCUAACUGCUGGUUUAAUUUUUUUUAUGUUUUACUUAUUUUAUCUGUUUUCAUUGUUUAUUUUAAUAUUUUAUGUCAACCGCGUAGAGGUUUCAUGACAAACAAAAGUGGUAUAUUAAUUUUGUAAAGUAAGUAAAUAAAUAAAUAAAUAAAAUUGCUAUGUCGCUUUGAAAAAUGGUAGACAUUGGAUGGUGCUAUACGAAUACAUAAUGCUUCAGUAGACAUCUCACUAGGCUGAACUCUGGCUCAGACGAUAGACUCCCUGCUACAGUGCCAAACCUCUGUAAUACUAAUAACCCCCUUAUAUCCAGACGUCAUGCGGAUCUGGGAAUCUCGCCAACAGCAGUAGAAUGUCUAAACUGGGUAAAAUAUGAAUCGUAAAUCUGUACAGUAGUCAAGAAACACAAUGGAUUUCCCAAAAUAGGAAGAUAUUGAACGACAAUUGCUGUUUUUCCCUAGAAGUGAUUUAUUUUGGAUAGUUGUUUGUCUGUUUGCUAUGCCUUUAGACACCUCUUAAGAUAUUGUAACCAUAUUUGGAUGAUGACUGCUGAGAACAAGCAUCAGAUUUUUGUCUCUGUUUGGGUACAAUUGUUUGCCAUUUUGAAUUAAGAUGGCGGGCUGAACCUUUCAAAGCUGCACUGAUUUAAAUUUCUGGUUUUGAAACUGCACUUGUUUUUGGUUUUUGUCUUGUUUCUUAGAAUCCCUGAGCAGGGCUGGGCACAAGUGUGCUGAUUUCUUAAAUUUCUUAACAGUAUUGCCUUCAUAGCUGUCAACUUUUCCUUUUUCUUGCAAGGAAUCUUAUUCAGAAUAAGGGAAUUUCCCUUAUAAAAAGGGAAACGUUGACAGCUAUGAUUGCCUUUCAGAGCAGCAUACAUCACGUCCCAUGCAGCCGCACAUCCAAGCAGUGGCCAAACCUAUGUGUUUCACAGUAUUCCUAGCCUGGGAUUCUGAUCUCAAAGCAACAAAUGGGAACAGUAUGUCCAUCUGGAAGCUCCCCCCACCCUUACAGCCCUUCACAGUCCAUACAUAGUCAUAGGAAUCCUCUGCACACUGGGAAUUUUGGAUCCUGCUCAGUUGUGUUUCCCCCUGUUGGACCUUAAAGACUUGGGUUGAUGUUAGAGACAGCCCUGGGGCAGAUCUACAUCACACACUUAAAGACACACAUUUAAAACACAUGACUUCCCCCAAUGAACCCUGGGAACUAUAGUUUGUUAAGGGUGCUGGGAAUUGUGAGGUUGGAAUAGCAGCUCCCAGGAUUCUUUGGAGGAAGUCAUGUGUUUUAAAUGUGCACUGGAUCUCGGGCACCUGGGGCGGCGUGCCCAGGGGUGGUGAGAACCAUCCAUAGGAGCAGGGUGAACCACCCAUAGGGACAGCAUGGCCUGUCCCUUCCCUAUGGGCACCACGUGCCCUGUCCCUAUGGGUGCCACGCAGCAUCCAUAGGGACGGCACAGAGCGUGGGGUGCCCUUAGGGAGGGACUGGGCAUGCUGUGGGGCCUCAGCCACCCUACAGAUGGGGGGUAUUAAGUUGUGGGUGAACAUAUCAGACGACACAGCAAUUCUUCAAACAGCUCUUAUUUAUUCACAGGCCAGAACUGAACUGAAGGGUUCAGCCAGCCCGCUUAUAUAGAGCUCCACUACAACGCAACUGUAACAACUUUCUGUAACUAUCCAAUCACUGAACGUCACUUUCAAUCCCUUAUUUGCAUAUGUGGACUUGAGUGAAAACUAUCUACAGUAUCCCCCUGCUGGCCCAGGGUGAGAACUUCAGUACAUAACAGGGGGAGGCAGCCAGUAGACAGUGCGGAGCCUGCAGGUGCCAACACACAUUGCUCAUGCGCGCUGCAUGCCCCGUGGUGAGUGCCACUGGCCAUUUUGUCACCCCCCCAUCAGGGUGGCACUCGGGGCGUACUGCACCCCCCCUUCCUACACCCCUGCACUGGAUGUGCUUUAACUUAAUAGUGUGGAUUGGCUAGGCAUUUGCAACAGGUGCUGGGUACCUGUCCCCAGUCUUGCUCCCUCUACCACCCAACUGACACUCAAAUACUGUGCUAAGCAGCUGACCUAUGGAGUGCAGGUCUACAGGGCCUGAUGCUCUCCAGAUGCCUGGGACUAUUACUCUCAUCAGCCGCUGCUGGGUGGCAUCUGGAAAGCAUCAGGUCAGGGAAGGCUGUUCCAGGCUACAGAUGUCUAAUGGAGAAUGCUUAUCUCUCUCUCAAACUACAGUUUCCAAGAUUGCUUUGUGGAGAAGUCAUGACAGAUGAGAACGCAAUGCUGUGUAGAUCCCCAUCAGGCUGUGGAGGGCUAGCCUACAAUAGCUAGGUAAAGGUAAAGGGACCCCUGACCAUUAGGUCCAGUCGUGACCGACUCUGGGGUUGCAUCGCUCAUCUCACUUUAUUGGCCGAGGGAGCCGGCGUACAGCUUCCGGGUCAUGUGGCCAGCAGGACUAAGCCGCUUCUGGCAAACCAGAGCAGCGCACGGAAACGUCGUUUACCUUCCCGCCGGAGCAGUACCCAUUUAUCUACUUGCACUUUGAUGUGCUUUCGAACUGCUAGGUUGGCAGGAACAGGGACCGAGCAAUGGGAGCUCACCCUGUUGCGGGUAUUCGAACCGCCAACCUUCUGAUCGGCAAGUCCUAGGCUCUGUGGUUUAACCCACAGCGCCACCCACGUCUCAGCCUACAAUAGUUACAGAGCUCUAUUUCCCAGACUUCCAUGAAGGGAAUCCAUGAUAGCUAAGCUCAUUUAAAGCUAAGCAGGAAUAGCCAAUGCUGUGCCCUUCAGAUGCUGGACUCUAUCUCUCAUCAGCCCCAGCUGACAUGGCCGGUGGUCAGGGAUGAGGGGAGCUGAAAUGCAGCAAACAUCUGAAAGGCUCCACGUUGGCUUCCCCUAGUCUAUAGUGUUCAAUGAAAGCCCUUUGCCAUCUUCCUCACAUUUCAGAAGGCCUACAUUAGCAGCAGGACAUCGUUCCAAUCUCCUGUGGAAGACUAACCAAACAAAAGCAUCCAUAUAUAUCACUUGCCCACAGCUGUUUCUGAAGGCACUGGUGGUGGGGUUAGAUGGAGGGGAAAUACGUGUGUGUCAGUCUGGUCUGCCUGAAAAGGUACACACAUGUUGCAGAAACAUUGAGUCAGAAGGGUCCAUGUUUACUUGGCUUCCUUGCAAUCCUUGCAGCCGCAUUUUCAUCACUAAACAUUAAAAGGUCAGGCGCGUCCUUUGCAAGUUGUUUUCCGACAUUAAUUGUGGUAGAGGAGGCCCCCCCCCAAAUAGCUCAGAUUCACACAGAUGGACAAAGAGGGAGUGGCUUCUGUUUUACCUCCCAAACAACCAUCACAACAUGCCUUCCUGCUCUGUAUUGUUGCCUAGGCUGCUCUGUCCCCUGCUCUGGAUAGAGUGAGUCAUACUCUAGCUAUACUCAGAGAAGACCCAAUAAUCCAUUGCACAAAGGGAAAACGUAUGUUUGUCAUUGCCCCCACUUUGGCUUCUGGCCCUGCCCACCACUGACAUGUGGCUCCCAGAGGGGUCAAGCUGCUUAGACAGAUAAUGGGGAGGGGAGCAAUUUGCAAGGCUCAGCUCAGGCUGCCUCUGGAGUCUGACUACAUCCUUGGAAGAAACCCAAAGAAUAAGCAAAAUGAGGGUCUAGUUCCAUUUGGUCAGGGGUGGGGAACCUUUUUUGAACCACUCCCUCCUGGGCAACCUUCUGCCAUCAUCAAGGUGCCAGGAGUGGGCGGAACAAUGAAUAUACAUUUUACCUUUGUACAGUAGGCUGCUUUCUACACACACCCCUCUCUGUCCCCAGUCUGGCAAGAAAGAGGCAUCGUCAGAGUUCAAGGACAGUGGCAGAAACACUCCAGGAAGUAAAUGGAAGGAAGAAAUGGGGAGAGAGAGUGUGACCUGAGGAGAGUCCCAAGGGCCAAACGGAGAAGUCGGCGGGCACCUUUUGCCCCUAGGCCUCAAGUUCUGCAAUUCUGGUUUAGGUAUUUGCCCUUCUCUCUUCCAAAGCACCUGACUAGAUGUUUGCUCUCAUGCAAAGCAGCUUGAACUGUGUUUGGUAUCUGCUUGGAGCCAUAAGCUUGAGGAGUUAAUAAGCAGAUUCUGAAACGUAUCUCCACACAAAAGCUGUGGGGCUCUUUCCAAGUCUGCAAUCCACACACACACACACACACACAGUGGACUACAGGAUUCUUCUCCACUUCCUCCUCUACCUUCUAUGUAAUGCUAAACAGCUGCCACAGUCCUCCUCUAGAGCAAACAUUGGCAAAACAACUGCUGAUUAUGAAGCACUCUGGUAUGAAAAACGCGCCACACAAGUGAACAUUGUUAUUCUGGAGGCGAUGGCUGAGGACCCAGCGUGAGUAGCUUCCAAGGGCUGGGAGGAAAGCAGGCCAGCCCUGGAAUAGUAUUAUGGUUAUCAGGUUGUCAAACAAUUGCUCAUGUCCCACGCUGAAAAGAAACAGGUGACGUUGCUUCAGAAUUCAUUGUGAAAUGUCCCCUGUGUGUCAGUGUUUCCUAAGACUUUGAUGGAGGUCACACACUCCUCCCCCCAACUCCCAUAAAAAUUGAACCUCUCAAAAAGGAUACUCAAAAAGGGGGCAGGAAAGGGGGAACUGAGAUUAUCAAGGGGGCUGCAGUGUCUGGCCUAUGAGGAGAGGCUACAGUAAUUGGGACAUUUUAGUUCAGAAAAAGAAAGGUAAGCAGCAGGUGAUGUAAUCAAUCUAGUAGAAUUAUGCAUGUGCAUUAGAGAGCUUUUUCUCAUUCUGCCAUAAUACCAGAACUCAGGGUCACCCAGUGAGAUUGAUAGGUGGAAGAGAUACGUCCAGCUAAACACAAUUAUGGAACUCCCUGCCAUCCAUUAGUUUGAAAAAGUGAUCAGACAAAUUCAUAGAAGGUGAGUCUGGCAGCUCUAGUCAGCCCCCAGGAGUACACCAGUUGUUGGAAGUGGGGAUACUGCUUUCCGUUUUUACUUGUGGGUUUCCCAGCAACAUCUGGUUGGCCAUUGUGAGGAAAAGAUGCUGGAUGUAGACAGACAUUUGGUUUGAUGCAUCAAUGUGCUUCAUAAGGUCUAAUGAUGCAUGCAUCAUUCUCACCCCAAAACAGCAUACGACUAAGGGCUCAUCCAGACUUCCUUUUGCACUGUGCUUUCCAGACACAGUUCAGUGCCUGGCUCAUGCAUAUACACACAGCACACAGCCCCAUCUGGGGCUAUCUAAUAUUGUUUCAUUGCAAGUGACUGAAUACACCGGUCUCCUCCUAGUGGGACAGAAUUGCCCGCUCCCAACAAAUGGCAGGAGGCAAAUCCCAAGCAAUGGAUAGUGUAGAGAUAAAUCAGGCAGCCGCCCUGCGGGGAAGAGGGUUGUACUUUUUUACGCCAUACUAGCAGCUGGAUGGCAUCCAGCUUACAAAUAGCUGGUCUACAUAUUUUAAAUGGACAGAGUCAGGGACUCCAGCAUUCUGCUUGUGGCAGGAAACAUGAUCUAGAGGAAGGAUGCCUAAGUGGAGGGUCAGGACAGAAUCCCCAAAUGAGUUAUGGGGAGCAGCUUCUGUGUGUGGCUCACGGGAUAUGGCAAAGGUCCACUGGACCAUGUUGCAUACAAUGCAGAUAGGCAAAUAAGGGUAGAGUCCGGAUUUAGGGCAGGGAGAAUGAUGGACAGGUAUGCCCCAGUUUCUGAAGACUUGCUGGUGAUUUCCAGCAAGAUUUUUGAGGAACCAGGGAACCAUCGUUGCAGCAAAAAGUUUUGGAACUGGUCCUCCUCUCGCCUGCUCAGCGGGAGAUUUUUGCCAAGAUAUGCUUCCCAUUUUGUGCCUCCCUUUAUUCCUGCUGUAAUAAUAUAGCUUUAAAUUCCCUUAUAGGACUCUGGGCCAAGCUCAGGCACUGCUGAAGGAAAACACGUAACAUUCUCCCAACACUUUUUUAAAAAAAUGAAAUGCAAUCGCAGGGGACAGACACCGGAAAUGGAAAAGCAGCCGUAGGGAGGGAUGCCACUUUUCUCCCACUAGUGGGGAAUUGGCUUAUGGGGAGGUCUAUGUUUGAGCCGAAAUACUACAAGAUGGAAUGAGGGCUCAAUCCAUACUGUUGUUUGACACCUGAGACGUGUUUUCAGGACCCACCCUAUUCCUGUCACCUGUUUUAACUGUUUUUAAUUCUAAAUUUUAAAUUGCUAAAAGCCAUGGUGAAGGGCAGGCGUUAAAUUUAAUUAUUUGAUUGCUUUCCUCCCCCACAAACAAAGUCUCAAAGUGACACACAGAAAAGAAGAUUCAUAUGAGACUACUGAAGCAAAUUAGAAUCGAUUAAGUUUUUGUUCAGCUAUUAACUUAAAAAUACUUACUCAGUGAUUGCAGACAAACCACUCUCCUUCGGUCUUACUCCCCUUGCCCUAACCUGCAACCUGAGAGAUAACAAUGCUGAUGUAUUCUACAGGGUUGUUGCUCGGAUUCCAACUGGACAUUGGCCACAAUCAUGGCAUACAUUUAAAGCACUGUGAUACCAAAUCAAAACAAAAUAACAAAAAAAGACCAAGUAUCAAAACUAAAUGCAGCAAAUACUCCUAGAAAUCCAUUACUUUCCUGCAAUUGAACUUUGAACGUAUGAAAGAGUGUGACUUUGGACCUUGCUAAAUCUUACCUUUUCUCCCUCCACUUCUUUCUUCCUAGUAACUUGUCAUGGAAAGCUGAUUCAGUGCUUCCAGGGUUCAGUUUCCUUGGAAUGAGGGAUAGUGGGGACUUAGGGUAAAUGGCUAUUUACACAUAUAUACAACCUGAGCCAAAGAUGGAGGGGCUCACAGUAUUAAUACCCUAGAAGGUUCAGUAUUGCUUCUUCCAUAGCUACAGACUUGGCUUCAAGCAGAAACUUGCAUUCUCAGGCUUCUGCCUGCAGCCUGCUUAGAGCCCAGCUCUCUCUCUCUCACUGGCUAUUGACCUUCUCACUACCAGCCAAGAGUGGGAAAGGGCCCACCCAGAAGCCUUCUAGCUUUCUUAUGCUAGCAACUCACACGCAGGGGUCAUCAUGGCCUUUGCCUGGCUCCUUCAAUAAUGAUUUAAACCCUUUUGAUUUUAACCUUUGCAGGAUCCAGGAAUUAGAAGGGACUUGGGCAUUGUACAGCCUAAUCUACAGCCCAAACUCACAACAAUGGGAAUCUGCCUUAUACCAUCUAAGACCAGUGAUCCAUCUAGCUCAGCACUGUCUACACCAGGGGUUGUCGACCUGGUCCCUACCACCCACUAGUGGGCGUUUCAGGAUUCUAGGUGGGCAGCAGGGGGUUCUAGGGCACAAGCUGAAUCCUUCUUUCAUUGAGCACUGGUGGGCGGUAAGGAAAUUUUACCAUCCAGAAAGAUGCAUUAGUGGGCGGUAGGUAUAAAAAGGUUGACUGUCCCUGCUCUACAUUGACUGGCAGUGGCGCUCCAGGACUUAAGACAAGGAGUCUCUCUCCCAGUCCUACCUGGAGAAGCCAAGGACUGAACCUGGGACCUUUUGCAUGCAAAGCUACAGCCCCUCAGUGCAAGUCUGAAAUGAUCAAAGUUGUAAGGAUGAAAUGAGAAGGUGAAAGAAUACAGGAGAGAAAGGGAGAAGGGAUUUGUUUUAAGAGGCAAGACAAAGAGGUGGAGAAAGAUCUUAGGGAAAUGAAAUGUGGGUGCAAUCCCAAUGGGGGAGACGGGAAGGAGGAAGCCAAGGAGUGGGGUGAUUCAGCCCCUCUCCAGCUAUUCGAUGCCCAAACACUGCCUGCAGCAUCCUUUGACUGCCACUUGGCUUUGUGCAAGGAAAUUCCUGGCUCGCACUUUAAACCGCCAACGGAGGUGCUAUAUUUGAGAUGGGAGCCAAGGCCCUUGCAGAAACUACCAGGAAUUCUGCUGAUAGUCUGGUAAACAGCACAGGCUGCCGGCUUCACUCCCCUUUCCCCAAGGCAAAUGAUUCCCAACAAGCUGACUCUUAUUAGCUUUGCACCACUAGCUCCAGGACGGUGCCUCUUGAGUCUGUUCUGUGUGGCCAGCUACUGUGGUCGGGCCUUCCCUCAGACACAAUCUGACCUGAUCGUGUCUCCACCACAAGGCACCAGCGGAGCGUUGAUUCUUCCUCCUUGGGGCUGAUUCUUCUCACUUUGCUUUUCUUAUUUGUGCGCUUACAAUGCAUUUGUUGUAUACUCCAAAAAUGCGAUGUGUAGCACAAUACACUCAGUGGGGAGCCAGGAUUGGCUGCAGUUCCCAAUUGAGCAUGCACCUGAUGGCAAACCUGGAUUUGAUCCUGUGUAAGUUGUGAAAUGGUUCUGAGUGUACACACAAUGGAGCUUCAGCCAGUUCUGACUCCCUAAUGAGCUUAGAUAGGUUUGGAAAUAUGUUGACGCAGCCAGACUUUGGAAGUGUACACUGAACAUGCUUGACGUGUACCAACACAAGCCUGUGCUUUCAAUCAAGGGUAGACUCAACUGGGUUUCUCCUACUAGGUUUUGUUCAAUUUCUUCUUUCCCCUUUCUCUCUUCCUUGAGAAACUACUCUAGAGAAUCGGGCGUGGGGAGAGAUGGCUCCAUGACAUCAGAAAAACUAAUCUGUCAGCAUUUGCUGGCUCCAUGAUGUCAUAAAAGCUGGCCAUUGUGUGUUGUGUCAUAAAGUUUAGCCAAUCAGUUCUGCAAGCUGGAAAUUAAUAGAACCAAUUUCCUCCUCAGCUUUAUCCAGGAUUGACACCUCUGAUUAUGUAUGUCUGUACACACUAACAAAAAUGUUUCCUAGCUCUGCUUCUUCCCUAGCUACUUUAGACUCUUUAAUUGGAGUUAUCAGAGGCUGAACCUGGCACCUUAUUCAUGUUAAAUAUUUGCCCUCUGACUGGACUAUAACAAUAGACAUAUUUAACUGAAUAUUUCAACCAAGAGUCAUCAGCAAGCUCUAAGCUACACAGAAGUGCCAAGUGGAUUAUUUCCACUCUGUUUUACACAGGGGUCCAAGUGAAUGCCAAGGAUAUGAAUACAGUUCAGUGAGUCAUGUUUUGUGGAGAAUCUCUGCACUGUAGAUAGUUAAUCAGGUGCAACUGAGUCACUAUAAUAGUUCCGUUAUUAUUGUUACAAGUGGAAUUCUGUUAAAAGAAUCAAAUGGUGAUAUUUUAAAUUAGACUCUGACCUAAAGUUUGAGGUCAAACGCAGCUCAAACACUCUUUGGGUGGUUCUCAGGAAGCUGCAAUCCCUUUACCUCCAUCAUCUUUUAAGUGGUUUCAGUGAAGAGCUGCAAUUGUUUGAACACAUGGGAAGCUGAGGGACAACCGAGGAAGGAAAGCAGUAAAACAUAUGCUUUCCAGGUAGGAAGUCACAGGUUCAAAUUCUGGCACCUCCAACUAAAAGUAGCAGGUGGUGGCAAAAAGCUGUACUCCAUCAGUCAAAACAGACAAUAGUAGCCUAGAUAGGUUCCCCACCCACAACAUUUCUCAUCCCGAAAGCCAUAUUCCCUUCUGGGCAACUUUCCUGGGCCCACAUGCCAGUGGUGGGUGGGGCAGAAGCAAAGUCUAUGCACACUCACACACCCCUCUAUGUCCUCCCUCCAAGGAAGCAAGAGUCUGAGGAUACAUUCUAGGCAGGAGAAACACUUAAGGGUGUGUGGCUUGGGAAGAGAGACAGAGGGCUCAUCCAGACUUCCAUUUGUGCCAUGAUUUAUAAGCAUAGGCCCAUGCUUUCCAGACACGGGUCUGAGCAGGGUUUCUUGUUUUUGUUUUGUUGUUGUUGUGCCAAACACUGCCGCUGUUUACCACUGAAUUGGAACAAAUACUGAUCCACAGAAAAACUGAUUGACGUUUGUUCUGAUUCAACUGUGAACAGCAGGUUUUCCUGAGGAGACAAAAAAACAAAAACCCCACUCAGACCUGUGCCUGGAAAGCACGGACUUGUGCUUACAAAUCGUGACACAAAUCAGAGCUUGGAUGAGCCCAUAGAUGUUUGCCUGCAGGUCUGAGCAACUACCUUAAAUCCUGGCAGGAUCAACCUGGAGGUCUAUGAAUCUGGAAAAGUCAACUCAAAAGGGUUGGGAAGAAGGAUGCAGCAAGGAGGUUGGGAAGCUGGCAGGCAGGCAGGGAAGUGGUAAGGAGCAAGACAGAUGAAGAAUACCUGGAACAAGACUAGCAAGUAGAAUGACAACCUGGCUGAUGUCAAGACCAUUAAUAACCAGCUUUGGAGAAGCUGCUGGAGACAGAGUUAGGGCUUGUCUACACUGCCCCUUGUCUAUGCCUAGAAAGCAGGGGGCCGAGCAGUUUUCUGCUUGACCCAUGCUUUCUAGGCAUGGGUCCAAGCUGUUUCCCCCUCACCCUGCUCCUUUCCCAAGGGAAAACCCACUCUUUAGCUCUAAAUCGGAACAAAUGGCAGUCCACAGAAAACCCUAUUGCCGUCUGCUCCAACUGAGUGGCUAAAGAGUGGCUUUCCCCUGUGGAAAGCAAGAGGAAUUCUGCCUGCCUUUGGUGAAGCUCAAAGCCUGUGCAACAGAUCUGUCUUCAGUUGAGAAAACAGGGCCAACCUGUCUCGAAUCCAACUCCUCAAGAGUCCAGCCUAGUGAAAUGUCCCUUCCAUCACCAGCCCAAGGGGCUUCUUUACCCAGGUGGCUGUUGUUUACCCCAGAGCAGCCAGGUUCUCUCACUCUGGGGCCAGCUGAACUUCUUUGUUCCCCUCCUAAAAGAGAAAAGAGCUGAGGGAAAGGGUGUAAAUAGACACCAGAUGGUGGAACAAGUGAACCUGACCUCAUAAUCUUCAUCAAAUAGCUGUUCGCUCAGUUUAGUUUACAUCUUUGCUUUCCAGCUUUUUUAUUUGUUUGUGGAUUCAAGGCAGGGAUAAGGAGCCAGAGCAUUUGUAUGCAGGGCUGCUGGAUGGGUGGAGGACAGGGGAUAAGAAGAGAAGGAAAAAAUUAAAGGAUCUGUGCUGAGAAAAGGGGCCUCAGCUUAUGUGACGAGACAUCAGUGACGAGAUUGCUAUCCACUGUCAGCCUGGAAAGAGCAGGAAGGACAUAACCAGCAAUCACACCAGUGGCCUGUGUGGACACUUGCCCUUUCUGUACAGCUGUGCACACACCAUACAUUUAAAGCACAUUUAAAGCACAUGACUUUCCCCAAAUAAUCCUGUCAGCCAUAGUUUAUCUCUUACAUAGCUACAAUUCCCAGCAUCCCUAACAAAUUAAGAGUCCCCAGGAUUAUGUGGGAGAAGACAUGUGAUUUAAAUGUACGGUGUGUACACAGCCUGAGUAAAUGUUGUAUUGUCUUAUGCUCCAUACAUUAGGGACCUUGGGCCAGCUUCAUACAAUAUUGGGGGUGGGUUCUGGUUGCUUAUGGGAAAUCAAACCAUGCAGCUGCUAAAUUGGCUUUUCGUGUGUAGCAAGAGCCAUACAAUUCAGGACCAUUUUAACGAUGAUGCAAAGUUUCAUAGGCAUAGUCAGCAUUGCACAAGCAGCCCAUCCCAUGGAGAGGUCCCACAUGGUCUGGGUUCCUCCAGAUGAUAUCCACAUUCAGACUGCCAUAACCUCUGAAAAAGGCCUGAUGAAAUACUUGUUAGGACUUUUUCAGACCAGGAGCCUCCAGAUCAGACACUGGCUUUCCUCUUGUUUCACCAGGUUAGUGAAAGGAAUAACAGGCAUUCGGGCCACAGACCAUAAUCCUCUUGGCCUGGCAAACCAGGGCUAAUCUGUUGCCAUGCGUUGAUGUCAAGUUCUCAGACUUCCUGCUUUCCCUUCAUCUGGGCAUGAUGUCACUAAGGGAGGCUGUCAGGGUCUUCCUCUGAACACCUUCAGCUUGCCAGCUUGCCACCUGACCAAAAGACCCAGCUGCACUUGAACUUCAGAGGAGUAAAAGUCAUUCAUCCGCAGUCCACAUCAGGGCUGGCUAACCUCUGGCUCUCCAACUCCUUGUUAGAUUUCUGUUAUGCCACUGUGCAGUUUUUGGAGUCACAAGACUCUGUUGACAUUCCAGACUGUUGGAAGUCUCAUGGGAGACGGAUGUUGAAGUUACUGGUUUCCUGUGUCUUUGUUCCUGUUGUUCACUGUCUCUCACAGAGAACAGAUGCAUAUUCUUUUCUGUCCUGCGUAGAUAGAAAUAAAUGUAGCAAUGUAGCACACAUUUUCUGGCUCCGUCUGCUGUCCGGGUACUCUGCAUAAUGGGGAACGUACCCGAAGCCUCAUUAAAGGCUUAGGUCAUUAAUCACUGUCGGAGCAGAGGUCGAUGGAUUCCGAAGAUACGAUGAGGAGGAGAGCUAUUACAGCUCAGUUGUACGGAAACUCUGACACUCCUAUCAUCUCUGACUGUUGGCUGUGCUGAUGGGGGUUGGAGUCCAACAACAGCUGGAUGGCCACAGGUUCCCCAUCCCUGGCCUACACAAUCAUAAUCCACUGACUGGUAGCAGAUACCAUUCAUUCAAAAGCAAGGCUGGCUAUUUAAGAAUUGGGCCCAAUGUUCUAAUCUCUUCUGUUUUGGUGUUAACUUCCCCGGCUUCAGUUGGCAGAGAAGGUGCAUGGAGUAGGGAGUAGAACACAGUCUGUACAGUUGAUUCUAAGUAUUAUUGGUGUGCCUUAAUUGAACAAUUAUGGUGAAGUCACAAAGGCAAGAAGCUGACACAGGAAAGCACAUCUGGGAAUGCAGGGGCCGUUUGCUGUUUCUCAAUAGCCGCGUUGUUGUGUAACGCUUGCAUUUUUCUGUCAUGAAGACGGUUCCGUGAGCCAGUGCCAAAAGAAGCCAGAAUUCUGAUAAGAUGUUAACAUCUGACUUAAACAUAGCUGGAGUGUCUGAUAUAUGAGGUCAUCUCUCCACUGUCUCGUUUACCCAAGCAAGAGGUGCUGCAGGGUGAAGGCUCAAGAGCAUACACAAAUGGUCUGUGUAGGAAGACAUCCCAUUCACAAAUGUGUCAUUGGUGUGUAUCGCCUACAUCUCACAAAGGCAAGGCUUGCCAUAGUACUCAUUGGAGUCAGCCUUGCUGGGCCUCUUUGAAAAGGUUGCAGAACAAAAGAUCUGACCAAAGGUCCAUCUGAUCCAUUGGCCAACCAGAUAGGAGCAUAGGAAGCUGCCUUAUAGAUGGUCCUUCUAGAUAAGUAUUGUCACUCUAUACAAAGAUGUGCUCUCCCACAUUCUCCUACAUUCCCAGCAUGUUUGCACUCCUGUCUCAGUGACAUCUACACUGGCUUGGUCGUGUUCUCAGAAUGGAAUAUGGCAGGAUCCCCAAGGACAUGCCCUUAGGAGAGCUGGCUUCAGGUUCCAGGUCCGUUGACAGACCAACUCUGCGUUACAAAGAUGUCUGCAAACAUAACACGAAGGCUAGCAACAUCAACCCCACCAUGUGGGAAUCCCUUGCACACGACUGCAGUGCCUGGAGACAGGCAGUCAGGUUGAGCAUCCAUAGCAGUGACCAGAGGAGGAAUGACUACAAGGAGAAGUGCAGAGAGAAGAAAUGCUGUGGUGCAUCUGCAGCCGCACAACCAAAGCUUUUUUGGGGGUGGGCCGAUUCACUGCACCACAAACCUGCUGGUGGGCCGGAGUGCACACAGCAGAGGGGGCUUCUCUCUCCCCCCCCAAGUCCCUUCCGUCCCCUUGCCUACCUAGGGUGCUGCCGAGAGGCAGAGGCUGGUGGCGGCAGCGGCAACGGCGGAGGAAGAAGGAGCAGCCCAAAAGGGCUGCUUUGGGGUUGAUCGUUCCUCUUCCAUCACCGACAGCAGCAGAAGAGGUGGAGAAGGAAUGAGCAGCCUGAAAGGCCUGCUUUUGCGCUGCUCGUUCCUCCUCCACUGAUGACAACAGCCUCUGCUGCUUGCAAGGGCAGGCACAGGAGCCGUGCUUGGCAGAGUGGCGGCAGCGGCAAACAGCUUGCUCUGACAAAUGCGUUCGGCCAGCUCAGCCCAGCCCCCUUCCUCCUCUCGGCCACACGCAGCUGCCACUCCCCCAUUGGCCAGGGCCUCAAACCUUAGCAGGCGAUUGGCCAGCGAUUUGUUACACCGGGAGGAGGGGGAGGUUCCGCCGCAGUGAGGGAGAGGAGGGGAAAUGUCAGCGGGGGAAAAACGGUGCCCACGCCAUGGAAAAAACCCCACGGAUUCCCCUCGCCAAUCCACAGAACCGGCCAUGAGCCUAUGGGCCUUAGGUUGCCGACCUCUGGUCUCUACAGCCACAGCAGAUGCUGUGACCUUCCAACAGUUUGAUUUCACCCCCAAAAGCACACACCUCCAUUGUCUCCUGAGACAAAUGGAUGCCAACCAACACCAUGGGUAGCCAACAUGGUGUCCUCCAGAGGUGUUGAACUACAACGCCCAUCAGCCCCGGCCACCAUGGCCAGUGGGCAGGAAUGAUGGGAAUUGUAGGCUGUGAUGUCUUCAGAACACAUGGGCAAUCCCUGGUCUACAAUUGUUGUUGUUGUUUAGUCGUUUAGUCGUGUCCGACUCUUCGUGACCCCAUGGACCAGAGCACGCCAGGCAUUCCUGUCUUCCACUGCCUCCCGCAGUUUGGUCAGACUCAUGCUGGUAGCUUCGAAGACACUAUCCAACCAUCUCGUCCUCUGUCGUCCCCUUCUCCUUGUGCCCUCCAUCUUUCCCAACAUCAGGGUCUUUUCCAGGGAGUCUUCUCUUUCUCAUGAGGUGGCCAAAGUAUUGGAGCCUCAGCUUCACGAUCUGUCCUUCCAGUGAGCACUCAGGGCUGAUUUCCUUAAGAAUGGAUAGGUUUGAUCUUCUUGCAGUCCAUGGGACUCUCAAGAGUCUCCUCCAGCACCAUAAUUCAAAAGCAUCAAUUCUUCGGCAAUCAGCCUUCUUUAUGGUCCAGCUCUCACUUCCAUACAUCACUACUGGGAAAACCAUAGCUUUUACUAUACGGACCUUUGUUGGCAAGGUGAUGUCUCUACUUUUUAAGAUGCUUUCUAGGUUUGUCAUUGCUUUCCUCCCAAGAAGCAGGCGUCUCUUAAUUUCGUGGCUGCUGUCACCAUCUGCAGUGAUCAUGGAGCCCAAGAAAGUAAAAUCUCUCACUGCCUCCAUUUCUUCCCCUUCUAUUUGCCAGGAGGUGAUGGGACCAGUGGCCAUGAUCUUCGUUUUUUGAUGUUGAGCUUCAGACCAUAUUUUGCGCUCUCCUCUUUCACCCUCAAUAAAAGGUUCUUUAAUUCCUCCUCACUUUCUGCCAUCAAGGUUGUGUCAUCUGCAUAUCUGAGAUUGUUGAUAUUUCUUCCAGCAAUCUUAAUUCCGGCUAGGGAUUCAUCCAGCCCAGCCUUUCGCAUGAUGAAUUCUGCAUAUAAGUUAAAUAAACAGGGAGACAAAAUACAGCCUUGUCGUACUCCUUUCCCAAUUUUGAACCAAUCAGUUGUUCCAUAUCCAGUUCUAACUGUAGCUUCUUGUCCCACAUAGAGAUUUCUCAGGAGACAGAUGAGGUGAUCAGGCACUCCCAUUUCUUUAAGAACUUGCCAUAGUUUGCUGUGGUCGACACAGUCAAAGGCUUUUGCAUAGUCAAUGAAGCAGAAGUAGAUGUCUUUCUGGAACUCUCUAGCUUUCUCCAUAAUCCAGCGCAUGUUUGCAAUUUGGUCUCUGGUUCCUCUGCCUCUUCUAAAUCCAGCUUGCACUUCUGGGAGUUCUCGGUCCACAUACUGCUUGAGCCUUCCUUGUAGAAUUUUAAGCAUAACCUUGCUAGCGUGUGAAAUGAGUGCAAUUGUGUGGUAGUUGGAGCAUUCUUUAGCACUGCCCUUCUUUGGGAUUGGGAUCUUCUCCAAUCCUCUGGCCACUGCUGAGUUUUCCAAACUUGCUGGCAUAUUGAGUGUAGCACCUUAACAGCAUCAUCUUUUAAAAUUUUAAAUAGUUCAGCUGGAAUACCAUCAGUUCCACUGGCCUUGUUAUUUGCAGUGCUUUCUAAGGCCCAUUCGACUUCACUCUCCAGGAUGUCUGGCUCAAGGUCAGCAACCACACUACCUGGGGUGUAUGAGACAUCCAUAUCUUUCUGGUAUAAUUCCUCUGUGUAUUCUUGCCACCUCUUCUUGAUGUCUUCUGCUUCUGUUAGGUCCUUACCACUUUUGUCCUUUAUUAUGGUAAUCUUUGAACAAAAUAUUCCUUUCAUAUCUCCAAUUUUCUUGAACAGAUCUCUGGUUCUUCCCAUUCUGUUGUUUUCCUCUAUUUCUUUGCAUUGCUUGUUUAAGAAGGCCUUCUUGUCUCUCCUUGCUAUUUUUUGGAAAUCUGCAUUCAAUUUCCUGUAUCUUUCUCUAUCUCCCUCGCAUUUUGCUUGCCUUCUUUCCCCCGCUAUUUGUAAGGCCUCAUUGGACAGCCACUUUGCUUUCUUGCAUUUCCUUUUCAUUGGGAUGUUUUUUGUUUCUGCCUCCUGUAUAAUGUUGCGAGCCUCCAUCCACAGUUCUUCAGGCACUCUGUCCAGCACAUCUAAAUCCUUAAACCUGUUCCUCACUUCCACUGUAUAUUCAUAAGGGAUUUGAUUUAGAUUGUAUCUUACCAGCCCAGUGGUUUUUCCUACUUUCUUCAGUUUAAGCUUGAAUUUUGCUAUAAGAAGCUGAUGAUUUGAGCCACAGUCAGCUCCAGGUCUUGUUUUUGCUGACUGUAUAGAGCUUCUCCAUCUUUGGCUGCAGAGAAUAUAAUCAAUCUGAUUUCGAUGCUGCCCAUCUGGUGAUGUCCACGUGUAGAGUCGUCUCUUGUGUUGUUGGAAAAGCGUGUUUGUGAUGACCAGCUUGUUCUCUUGACAGAACUCUAUUAGCCUUUGCCCUGCUUCGUUUUGAUCUCCAAGGCCAAACUUGCCAGUUGUUCCUUUUAUCUCUUGAUUCCCUACUUUAGCAUUCCAAUCCCCUAUAAUGAGAAGAACAUCCUUCUUUGGUGUCACUUCAAUAAGGUGUUGUAAGUCUUCAUAGAAUUGGUCAAUUUCAGUUUCUUCAGCACCAGUAGUUGGUGCAUAAACUUGGAUUACUGUUAUGUUAAAAGGUCUGCCUUGGAUUCAGUAUCGAGAUCAUUCUAUCAUUUUUGAGAUUGCAUCCCAGUACAGCUUUUGCCACUCUUUUGUUGACUAUGAGGGCCACUCCAUUUCUUUUGCGGGUUUCUUGCCCACAGUAGUAGAUAUGAUGGUCAUCCGAACUGAAUUCGCCCAUUCCCGUCCAUUUUAGUUCACUGAUGCCCAGGAUGUCAAUAUUUAUUCUUGCCAUCUCAUUUUUGACCACAUCCAACUUACCCAGGUUCAUGGUUCUUACAUUCCAGGUUCCUAUGCAAUAUUUUUCUUUACAGCAUUGGACUUUCCUUUCGCUUCCUGGUCUACAAUGCCUGACAGCAAUUCUCUAGAGUUUCAGGCAGGGUUCUCUCCCAACCCUACCUUGAGAUGCCAAGGACUGAACCAGGGGGCUUCUGCAUGCUAAGCUGAUGCUCUGCCCCUGGGUCAUCAUGGCCCUUCUUUACAGAUGCAGGUGCCUCUGGAAAACUCACAAGCAGGGUAUGAAGGCAACAGCCCUCUUCUGCUGUGCUGUGAUUAUUCUUUGGCAAGUGAGGCUUGUAUUUCUCACUGUUUAAGUUUGGCACCAAAGGCAAUCCUGCUGAGAUUGCUUCCACUUGGGAGCUCUUGAGUGGAGCCUGUCCCUGCUGAAUUUGGGGCUUUAAGUCAGCACCAAUCAAGCCCCAUUUUUGGCAGAGAUCAGCUACGCUCCAGAGUUCCUGACUGGAAACUCUGGAGUGUAGCUAAUCCCAUGCUGGCUUGAAGUCAACACCAAUCAAUAAGAGCCCCUCCUACACAAUGAAAUUAGACUCGAAUGAAGCAUUUUAUUGCAGCCAAUAGAACAGGUUGCAGUGUGUGUGUGUGUGUGUGUGUGUGUGUGUGUGUGUGUGUGUUUGUAUGGGUGUGUGGUGCCCUCAACAGUUUCCCAGCUUUGCAAAUGUGUCCACAGCCCCUAAUAUUGGCAACCCUUAUAACCAUCUCUCUUUUUUAACUGCUUCUGAUCUCUUACUUGUGGUACAUUGCAGUUCAGACAGUAGAAUUACCAUAUUUUUCGCUCUAUAAGACGCACAUUUUCCCCUCCAAAAAUUAAGGGGAAAUGUGUGCGCAUCUUAUGGCGCGAAUGCAGGCUCCUUGGCUUCAGCGAUAGCAACGCGAAGCCUCAGAAGCGCAGUGGGAGCACUCCCGCUGCACUUCCGGAGGCUUCGGCGAAGGCAAUGUGGGAGAGGGAGAGCUGUGCAGCACCCCUUCAGCAUAGCGGGAGGAGAACUGGAAGGGGCUCCAUUUCUCCUGCCGCUUCGCUUAAGGGGCGCGGCGCAGAGAGGGGGAUAAUUUUUUUUCUUGUUCUCCCCCUCUAAAACAAGGUGUGUCCUAUGGUGGGGUGCUUCCUAUAGAGCGAAAAAUACGGUAUCAGUAUCAGGGGGGAUUAGGGGUGUCAAGUCAAUUAUCUUUUGAUGCCUUUCAUUUCUCUUGCUGUGUUCAACUGUUUUUGCCAAGGUAGGGAAAACCAUGUCACUAGUAGCUAGAGAUGAGGGAGGAAUUCAAUUCAGUUCACAUGCAAGACUCACCUGAAACAAUGUGUGGACCGACCCAACACACAGACAUCCUUCAAAGUUUGCACAUCUGAAUUUUGCAAUGCAGUUCUCCAGCCAAGCAGCAUAUAUUUGAGUAAAAUGUCAUGAAAUGCACAAAUUAGUGAAGAUAUUGUACCAAAAAGCAUAUUAGGGAGAAUGGCUUGGCAAAAAUACAGUUAGGCAAAAUUGCAUUGAAAAUGUGUAUAUUCAGAGAAAUUUGCACCUAAAUAGAUUAAUUUUCAGGAGGAUAUUAUUAUUAUUAUUAUUAUUAUUAUCAUCAUCAUCAUCAUCAUGGCAAACUGACAUAAAAAUGUGAAAACUAAGCUUAAGUUUGGAAAAAUGAGAACUGAAAUUGCCAGAUUCUCCCAUCGCAACUAGUAUCUAGUAUCAGACACAAAGUUUCAGGGAUGCAGGUGGCGCUGUGGUCUAAACCACUGAGCCUCUUGGGCUUGCUGAUUGGAAGGUUGGUGGUUUGAAUCCGUGUGAGCUCCCGUUGCUCUGUCCCAGCUUCUGCCAACCUAGUACUUCAAAAGCACACCAGUGCAAGUAGAUAAAUAGGUACCGCUGUGGCGGAAAGGUAAAUGGUGUUUCCGUGUGCUCUGGCAUUCAUCACAGCCCUCCAUGUGCCAGUAGCUGUUUAGUCAUGCUGGCCACGACCCGGAAAGCUGUCUGUGAACAAACGCCGGCUCCCUCAGGCAGAAAAGUGAGAUGAGUGCCGCACCCCAUAGUCGCCUUUGAUGGGACUUACCGUUCAGGGUUCCUUUACCUUAUGAAGUUUCAACAGAUUAUCUUGGGCUAGACAAUGCAUCCUGUUGAGUCAUUAAAGAAGAGAGCAUCUCACUGGGGGGUCGCCAUACAAAGGCUUCUGGAAAGUGAAAAGUCCUCUUUACUGAAGGCAAAUUGAUUCUGUAAGGCAAACAUUUGCUGUAGGUGCCUCUGCAAAGCAAACAAUCCUAUCCGGAUUGUUUUGGAGGGGUGGGAAGGAAGUCACAAAAAGAAGGGUGGCUUAAAUUAUUUGCACCCAGGAUUAAGCUGUCUGUUACAUGUCUCUGGACAUAUUUUCUUUGACAGCUCAGUACGCACGUUCUUUGAAACUUUAAAUUACUUUUCAGUUAGAGUGGAGGCAAAAAUGGCUUGGAAUCAAUAUUUUAAAUACAGUCUGUGUGGUAACUCCUUCACCUCCCUAUUCAUUGUGUAAAGCACAAUUCUUACUCCAGAUAUGGCUGACUCCAACUCCCAUCAGCAGCUGUCAUGACUGUCCAUGGUCAGGGAUGAUGGGAGUUACAGUCCAGCAACAUCUGGAAGGUCACAGAUUCCCCAUCCCUGCUCUAAGGAAUAUUUAAGAGCAACCAAAAACACAACUUGCCCCUCUCUUUUUGUAACGCAUUUUGGUUACUUCUGUACCAGCUCACAGCUUCCAAACCAAAACCUCAAAAUAGAUCCCUCUGUUGUUAAGAAACCAGAAGCCUUUCUGCUUGGAAUAAUAGGAUUGGAAUUGCCCAAAAAAGAUGUUAGAUUGUUUUUGUAUGCCAUUACAGCAGCAAGACUGCUAUUACCUAAAAAUUGGAAAUCUCAAGAAAUACCAACAGUAGAAGAAUGGCAGGUGAAGAUGUUGGACUUUUUGGGGCUAGCCGCGACCAGAAAGAAGAGGAGUAUCAAGAAGAUUGGAAGAAAUUUAAAGACUAUUUAGCCAAAUAUUUUAAUAUAAGAUAAUUUGAAGUCGCUUGAAAAUAUUAAAUAGGCUUAGGAAUAAAAUAAGAAUGAUUUGUUAAGCAUUAUGGAUUUUGAACAUCAAGAAAAGACUAGAAGAUAGUAAACUGAGAGUUAAUUUUAUUUUUAGAAAGAAGAGGAGCGCUGUUACAAGGGGAUAUAAUGAAAUUCAGUUAGGGGGAUUCGAGAAAGUCAUUUAACAAUGGAAAUUAAAAUGAACUUUAGAAGGAAUAUGUGUUUAUAUUUUUAUUUCUUUUUUCUUUUCAUUUUUUAAUAUUGUAAUGUGUUUUCUUUUGUAUGUUUUAUAUGUUAUAUUUGUCAAAAUCAAUAAAAAAAUUUGAAAAAAACCAAAACAAAAUAGAUCUCUCUGUAGAAUGCAGCGUAUCACCCCCUGAUUGAAGAAUGAGAUAUCAUCCCCUGCCUUAACCUCCUUGGCUGCUUCUAUGUUUCAGAAUCACAUCCUCACCUUGAUGUCUGUGGCUGCUCAGAUCUACAAGCACCCCAGCCUGAAGAACUCCAUCAGUUUGGUGGUGGUGAAGGUGGUGGUGGUGGAAGAUGAGAAGGUUGGGCCAGAAGUGUCUGACAACGGAGGGCUCAUGCUAAGGAACUUCUGCGAGUGGCAGCAGCAGUUCAACCCUGCAAGUGACCGUCUCCCGGAGCACUAUGACACGGCAGUCUUGUUAACGAGACAGGUGUGUAGACGCUUGCAGUCAGGUGUGUAGACAGAAUUGCUCAGAGGCCAACGUUGUCUAAUCUCCCUGCAAACAAACCAGGGUGAAGGUUCAAUAAAGAGGUCAUCUGGGAGCACCCUUUGUUACAUUGCCAUUUUUUCCUCUUUGCAACAGGCAACCAGAAAAAUGCCCGUUAGAAGUCUGAACUGUAUGCAAAGUGGGAAACAGCAUCUGCAUUCAUAUCAAAAUGUUUGAGAUAAGAGUAUACUUGCAGUAAAUAUCUACAGUCAUACCUCGGGUUGAAUAUGCUUCACGUUAAGCGUUUUCAGGUUACGCUCCGCAGUGACCCAGAAGUAACAGAACAUGUUACUUCCAGGUUUCACCGCUCGCGCAUGCACAGAUGCUCAAAAUGACAUCAUGCACAUGCACGGAAGCGACGAAUCGCGACAUGCGCAGAUGCAGGUUGCGUUCACUUCAGGAUGUGAACAGGGCUCCAGAACAGAUCCGUUUGCAUCCAGAGGUACCACUGUAUUAGGGAUGACACACACACACCCCAAAUACAUAAGGCAGGCAUCCCCAAACUCAGCCCUACAGCUGUUUUGGAAUUACAACUCCCAUCAUCCCUAGCUAACAGGACCAGUGGUCAGGGAUAAUGGGAAGUGCAGUCCCAAAACAGCUGGAGGGCCAAGUUUGGGGAUGCCUGACAUAAGGGUUUGUUUAGAAGGCUGGACUAACAGGAAGACUGAAAGCAAUACCGUUUGAUAAAAUAAUAUAGCAAAGCCAGCAACUGAAACAUACAACAAAUCACAAAGAGAGGAAGGGAGAGAGUGGUGGACUGGAGGCUAUUUGCUAGGAACUCUUGAGCUGUGAUUCCUGCAUUCCAGGCAGUUGGACUCGAUGACCCUUGAGACGUACCGUCCAAAUCUAAAAUUCUGCAAUUCUAUGAAAAAACCCUCACAGUGGCUUAAAAGAAUCAACAAAUUCUAAGAAGCUCCAAAAGCCCUUGGAGAAUGACGAGGUCUUUCCCUGGCACUGAAAAGAGAAAAGAAUAGCUAUUAGGUGGGCCUCCUCACUAUUUGCUUUUAAAAAACAGGAUUUGUAUACCGCUUAAUUGGUGUGGGUUUUUUUUAAAAAAAAUCUGGUUUACAUAAAAUAUACAUUAAAAUUAUUGGUAAAAACCAGAAGUUAAAAAAACAAGUUGACCUAAGAAAAACCUCAGGGCUAUAAAAAAUUUUAAAAUCCCAAGCUGGGAUUCAAGGCAACUUACAAUUUUAAAACACAAAGUAAUAAAAACAAAGUAGUUAAAAACAAUAGUUAUAAUACAAUAAAAACACAUUUAGAACCAGCAUUAAAAUACUGAUUGCCUUGAUGUCAAGGGGAAGGCAGUUCCAGAAGGCAGGUGCUGCCCCACUGAAACAUCAGUUCCUUUCAAGUGUGGAAUGGUCUGUUCAUUUAUAUUGCUGGGUGAGAGGUCCAUUGGGGAUGAUGGUGGCUCCGUUUCCUUUGUGUACUAGUUUCUGUUUCAUUUUCUCACUCACAGGAUUUCUGUGGACACCAGGGCUGCAGGACCCUUGGAGUGGCUGAGACAGGCACCAUGUGCAACCCAAACAAGAGCUGUUCUGUGAUCGAAGAUGAGGGUCUCCAGGCAGCCUACACCUUGGCCCAUGAACUAGGUAGUUACCAUGCCCAUAUUGAUGUGCACAGCAAGGGGAGGAAGCCCAUCAUAGUGCCAUUCUUAAAAAGAACACCACCACCCUUUUCUAGCCCUCAUAGUUGGAAAUAUAAGCUUGCAUAUAUUUAAGCAAUGACUGCCAAAACUUAGGAAGCCAAUGGAAUCUCAGAAGCUGUCUUUUACAGAGUCUGAACACUGGUCAUCUGCUUCAGUAUUGUCUGCACUGACUGGCAGUGGCUGCCAAAAAACUUUCCCAGUCCUGUGAUGAGAAUUGAACCCGAAACUCUCCGCCUGCAUGGCAUGUUCUCAAUCACUGAGCUACAGUCGUUUCCCAAGUAGUUGCUGAACAAGUUUUUCAUUGCCAUGUGCACUGUUGUAUAAUUAACUAGCAAAAGCAGAAUAAACUACGCAGUAUGCAAAUGUUGCAGAAGAGUGCAGCAAAAUAGAAAAACCUGCAGCUUUGCAAAAUGUAGGUUUCAAAAUUCAGCUUUUCUUAUUGCAUAAUGGGGAUCAUAGGGACGCAGGUGGCGCUGUGAGUUAAACCACAGAGCCUAGGACUUGCCGAUCAGAAGGUCAGCGGUUUGAAUCCCCGCGACGGGGUGAGUGUUGCUCGGCCCCUGCUCCUGCCAACCUAGCAGUUCGAAAGCACGUCAAAGUGCAAGUAGAUAAAUAGGUGGGAAGGUAAACGGCGUUUCCGUGCGCUGCUCUGGUUCGCCAGAAGUGGCUUAGUCAUGCUGGCCACAUGACCCGGAAGCUGUACGCUGGCUCCCUCGGCCAAUAAAGCGAGAUGAGUGCCACAACCCCAGAGUCGGUCAUGACUGGACCUAAUGGUCAGGGGUCCAUUUACCAUUUAUUGGGGAUCAUGGCACUGAAAAUCGAAGCUUUGUUUUAGGGUAACUUUUUAUUUUCAGUGCCUUUUUUUGUACAGGGUGAGCACAGCUUUCAGAUGGCAGACUUGGAAAGAAGUUUACUAGGGUAUUACAGCACUUUGUUUGGGGAUGGGAAAGAUGUUGCAAAGGAAUUCAGGGCAAUGAAGCCAUCUCCAACGACAAUUAUCAGUUCAGAAAGGCAGGAAUAGCUCAUUCACCUCCUGUUUCUAUGCUCUUUCAUUCCAGGGCAUGUACUCAGCAUGCCUCAUGACGAUUCCAAGGCCUGUGAGAAGAACUUUGGGACCUUAGGGAAGCAUCAUAUGAUGGCCCCUCUGUUCAUCCACUUAAACAAGACUCUGCCAUGGUCCCCUUGCAGUGCCAUGCAUAUCACAGAAUUUCUGGAUGGAGGGCAUGGUAGGUAUCAAACUUGCUAUCCUUUUCAGAUGUCUGCUGGGACAGUCCAUUGAUGCCCAUCCAUCUUUUGAGAAUGGCUAUUAGAAACUCCUUGGUAAUGUCAUGAUUACAUCUCAGGGUACACCCUCCUCUGACAAUAUUGUGGUUUCUCCCUCUUCAGUUACACAAGGCAUUUAGUCAAUGCCAAACUCAAGAUAGGCCAUGUGUCAGAAUCUGAACACUUUUGCAACUUUUCAUGUGCUACAGUUUUGUGAUUUUAGGACAGGUAAAGCAAAGUACUUCUUCAUGCAGCGCAUAGUUAAACAGUGAAGGUUGCUCCCACAGAAGGUAGAGAUGGCCUCCAGCUUGGAUGGCUUUAAAAGAGGAUUGGGCAUUUCCCGCCCCCGCCCCCCCCCCCGCAUCAAUAAAAAAAACCCCAUCAAUAAAAGAAUGGCAAAUUAAACUUUGUGAAUAUAUAAAUUUGGCAAGAUUCACAGCAUUCUUAAGCAUAGCUGUCAACAUUUCCCUUUUUUUAAGGGAAAUUCCCUUAUUCCGAAUAGGAUUCCUUGCAAGAAAAGGGAAAAGUUAACAGCUAUAUUCUUAAGGGGACAAUCAGACCAAAAAAUUAGCAAAAGAAUGAGAUUGUAUUAAAGAAUAUAUGAAAAAACAUUGUUCUGGAGUAAGUAUAUCGGUAUGUAACAAAUGAAGCUUUGCAGGGUUAAAGAAAUUGAAAAACGGUGCAAAGGGUAUAAAGAUAGAGGUAAUUUACAUUAGAUACAACAAUUCAGAAAGAUUAAAAAUUUUGAGGUCUCAAAACAGAGGAAGGAAGUCAAUAUGUGUAUAUGUACGGAAGUCAAUAUGUGUAUAUGUACGUAAAGAUUAUGAUGAUGACAUGGUUUUCUCUGUAGGUUUGUGUGUGUGUGUGUGUUUGUUUCUGUUUGUUUUGCUUUGCUUUAUUUUUGUUUGUUUUUUCUGGAUUUUAUGUUUGUAAUUUUUGUUGUAAUUUUGCAUUGAAAAUUAAAAAUUAAAAAACAGAGGAUUGGGCAAAUUUAUGGAGGAGAAUGGGUGGCUAUUAGCCAUUAUGGUUGGAGGUAUCAAUGCUUCUGAACACAGUUACUGGAAACCACAGGAGGGGAAAGUGCCCUUGUGCUCAAGUCUUGCUUGUGAGUUUCCCACAGGCAUCUAUCUACUUGGCCACUGUUAGAACAGAAUGCUGGACUCAUUGGGUCAUUGGUCUGAUCCAGCAUGUUGUUCUUAUGCAAGGAAAUCCUUAGCUUCUCUAGAUUUGGUGAUAUUUCCAAUUGGAAUACAGGCUUCUUUUGUUAUGUAUGCAAUUUGACUUUGGCUGUACAGUAGCUGGGAAGCUGAUUCAGUACACAUUUAAAGCCAUACCUACCUGAUUCACACUUUCCUAAACAAUAUGCAAGCCAAAAUACAACCAUCCUUUGAAAUCCUUAUUAUUCAUUAUUGAAAUGAAUAAAAAGUAGCCUUUGGUGUAACCUUCUUUACCUCUCUCCCUCACCAGGUGACUGCCUGCUUGACAAACCUGCCGAACCCAUUGCCCUCCCCACAGACCUUCCAGGCCAAGUCCCCCUAUACAACCUUGAUCAUCAGUGCCAGCAGAUCUUUGGCAAGGAGUUUCGACACUGCCCAAACACCACGCAGGAGGACAUCUGUUCCCAGCUCUGGUGUAAGCUGGAGGCAGGGGAGCGCCUGUGCCACACCAGGAAUGGCAGCUUGCCCUGGGCAGAUGGGACACCCUGUGGGGCAGAGAAGAUGUGUUUGGAUGGACACUGUGUGGCCCAAGACACAGUGAUGCCUGAGGUAAUCAUCUAGUGAGAAGCAGGCAGCCCACCUCUUACUAAAGGCCAAAUAACACUUGAAUAACACAGUUUCUAUGACCUCUCCUCCAAACAGGGUGUGUACCCCUUUCUCUUUCUGCCAUUUCAGAAUUAUAAACACAGGAACACCUUCCCACUCACGUGGAAAAAUAUACAGGGAUUGUGUAUCUUCCCUUCAUGCCUGAUAUCAUCAUCAUCAUCUUAUAUUUAACUAAAGCAUGCAAAAAUUUCUAAUUGCUAUACAAAUCCAGUAGACAUGAUACAAAAGGAAAGAGGACCGGGAGGGAAGAGGGAAAGCCAGCAUUGGAGCAACUUCCCCAUUGCUGGCCAAUGGAUGGGGGCAAGCUGGUCUUCUCUCUGCCAUGAUGACGGGGGCUGGGGCAGCCUCCCAAUGGCAAAUCAGCUGGAAUCAGGGCCUUAACUCAGGGAUUUGUAUUUUGCAGCCGGCAGUGGAUGGAAACUGGGGGCCCUGGAGCCCAUGGAGGCCAUGUUCCAGGACAUGUGGUGGAGGAGUGCAUUUCUCUGAAAGAGGGUGUGACAACCCCACACCUAAGAAUGGAGGCAAAUACUGCGAAGGCCAAAGAGUCAAGUAUGAAUCAUGCCACACUGAGGAAUGCCCACCGAAUGGUAAUCAGCUGUUUCCCGGCAAACCUUAAUUCCCACUGACUCCAGAAGGAAGAAGCAGAGCUGACCCCACCCCAACCAAAGGGAAAUAGCUUGUGACAAGAAUGCAACCAUUGUAAGGAUGGGCAGGAAGCCAUUAAGAUAUCAGCUAAUAUAUUGUAAGGGUUAACUACACUGCGGACAUUUGUCAGUUUUAUAUUGCUUUAUCUGUCAUGAAUCCUGGGAUUUUUAGUCUAGUCAGGAUGCAGAGAAUGACCUGUUAGAGAUCAUUAAUAUUGCCCCUCCAGAAAACUACAAUACCUGGUGUACCUGGAAUGACAGAAUGACUAUUAACUUAGUUUAAGGCCAAAUUCACACAAUACAAUUAAAGCAGUAUGGUAUCACUUUAAACAAUCAUGGUUUUUCCCAAAGAAUUCUGGGAGCUGUAGUCUGCUAUUGACUGCUAAGAGUUGCUAGGAGAUCCCUAUUGCCCUCCCAGAACUACAGUUCCCAAAGUUCCCUGGGAGAAGGGAUUGCUUUUUAAGCCACUCUGAGGAUUGUAGCUCUGGGAGGGGAAUAGGAGUCUCCGAAUAACACUCAACACACUUAACAAACUGCAGCUCCCAGAAUUCCUUGGGGGAAGCUGUGACUGUCCAACACAGAGCUUUCCAAACUGUGUGUAGCAAUGCAUUCAUGUGUUGGCUGCAGUGUGAAGGUGUGUCGGGCAAGCGCUCCCCGUCCUCCUCCAGGGGCUGAAAAGGGGUUAGUUUAACCUCCGGUUUGCUAGUAAAACUGAAUUACUGUGUCGUGAAAUGAUGCAUGUCUAAAAUGUGUGUCACCAACAUGAAAAGUUUGGAAAGCUCUGGUCUAACGUGAUAACAUGGCGCUUCCAAUGUAUGAUGUGAACGCGACCGAUGGCUGCAGUCUAGCUAUGCCCUUUAACAUGAAUAAGAUCAGGACUUGCUACAGAAGCAUGUCACAGAGAACCCGAGAUGGCUUUAAAAGAGGAUGAGGAGAAUUCACGGAGGAGAAAGCUAUCAAUGGCUACUAGCCAGGAUGGCUAUAGCUGUUUUUCUGGGCUUCCAUGUCUUCAUGUGCAAUCAGAUGCCUUUCCUUUCCUUUGCAGGCAAGAGUUUUCGAGAGCAACAGUGUGAAAAGUAUGACAGUUACAACUAUACAGACACAAACGGGAAUCUGCUGGAGUGGGUCCCCAUGUACACAGGCGUGUCACCUCGAGACCGCUGCAAGCUGUUCUGCCGGGCUAAAGGGGGAACCCGUCAAUUCAAAGUGUUUGAGUCCAAAGUAAGACUUGCUCUUUGCUCUGAAAGUAACCUCAAAAUCCCUUCGAGCAGUUACAGCACUUUUAAAAAAAAAAAUAUUAUUCGACUUUCCACAAUUAUAACAAAAAACACAAAGCAGAAUGACACACAAAAACAGGGAAAAAACGGGGGGGGGGAAUAGAUCAAUGAACGAAAAAAGAAAAAAGGAACAAUAAACCAAUAAACAAUAACAACAAACUUAAUUCUUUACAAAUUCAACCUUUUAAACAUCUUGGUUGACUUCCUCUAGUCCCUCCCUUCUGAGUUUCCUUGUAGUUGAAAGUAACAGCUUUCCAAUAUCAUUAUUAAACUAAAACAAUUUCCAGUUAUAAUCCAUCUUAUUCACUUUUCUUAAUAUUCUAGUUACAGCACAUUUGAGCUUCUUUUUGCAACUAAACGAAAAAGCAAAAAAAAAAAAAUGAAUUAUGUGCAAACUGUAUGUACAUUUUAGCAGACUGGGGUUAUCCUAAAUCAGGCAUCCCCAAACUCGGCCCUCCAGAUGUUUUGGGACUACAACUCCCAUCAUCCCUAGUUAACAGGACCAGUGGUCAGGGAUGAUGGGAGUUGUAGUCCCAAAACAUCUAGAGGGCCAAGUUUGGGAAUGCCUGUUCUAAAUCAUGGUAUCACAGAGAAGGGCAACGGAACCUCACUUUGCUCUCGCUUUGUUUUUGUUUCAGGUAGCUGAUGGGACCCUCUGUGCACCCGACACCCUCUCUGUUUGUGUGAGUGGGCAGUGCAUCAAGGCUGGCUGUGACCACAUCAUUGGCUCGCCCAAGAAGUUAGACAAGUGUGGGAUUUGUGGUGGCAACGGCUCAACUUGCAAGAAAAUAUCUGGCUCACUCAACAAAUCUAAGUACGAGGCAGACCAGGGCAGCUUGAGCCAAUCCUAGUAUUGCGAAGGAGGGAGAUGGUUGGGCGAGGGCGGGGGUAGACCAGAGGAAGACUGCAUAGGAGGCGAUGGCUGACCUGAUUGCUUGUUUAUUAUGGUUCUGGAGCUGGAUUUAAAGAUGGUGCUGCAGAAGCACAAAAAUCAUAGAUCAAAGGGGAAAGCUCGUAGCUUUGCAUGUAGAAGGCCCUAGUUUCAGUUCCUGGCGUCUUCAGGCACAGCUAGGAAUGUUCCCUGUCUGUAUCCCUCGAGAGGCACUGCCCAUCAGUGCAAACAGUAAUAAGAUAGAUCAACCGAUGUAUAAAGCAGUUUCCCUGCUGAGGACAGGGGAGGGUCUCUUUGCAGAAGGGGCCAUGGUCCUUUAUGGAAUAUCAAUUUUGUAGCUGAAGAAAUUUGUUGUGCUGUUUCUGGAGUUUGUAGGAAUGGUGUUAUUGUUUUGAGAGCUUGUGUAUUAUUCCACUUUUAUUUUGUAUGCUAUUUUGAUGGCUUUCUGCUGUGAAGUAGGUUAUUAUUAUUAUUAUUCUUAUUAAUAAUAAUAAUAAUAAUAAUAAUAACAGCAGCAGCAGCAGCAGCUCAGUGACAGCAUCUGCUUUGCAUGCAGAAGAUUCCAGGUUCACUUCCCAGUAUCUCCAGGUAGGGCUGGGAGAGAACCCUACCUAAAGCCCAGGAGAGCUGCUGCCAUUCAGUGUAUGUUCCUACCAAUGGGGCAUGGGCUGCGUAACUGAGCUGGGGAAUCCAGAAACAGCUCUGAUGCGCAAGCAAGAACAAGGAUCUGCCAGCUACCAUUGUUAAGGAUAUGUCAGCCUAGUUCUCUAGUGAGAUACAAACCUUGAGGUUCAGGCAGAUAGCAAUAUUCUUUCAAUACUUCAUCCAGGCAUUUGAGAUAGGAAUAUAUAAAGGAAUUGUUAAAAAAAAAAAAAGGCAUUGCAUUUAUGAUCAAAACACAUUGUUUUUGCCCUAUCUGUUCAAUUCCCUCUUUUCUUGGGAAAUGAAGUGUCUCUCUAGCUUCUGCUACAUUUCUAGGAUGCUGUACCUGAUGCAGCAACAGCCCUAACUGCUUCUGAAUUAUCACCUCUCUCUCCCCCACCUCCACGAAUCCUGGGACUUACAGGUUUGGUGAGGGUGCUAGGCAUUCCCUUAGCGGUCCUUUGUCCCCUGACAUAGCCACAGUGUCUAGGGGUAGCUUGGGAGAGAUGACAACUUAAGCCAAUUUCAUUCUGUGGUAGAUAGAAUACACAUUCAUGAUUUAUUUUAUUAUUUAUUUGGAAAUAUUUAUUUCAUGCCACUUAAUUUUUAAAAGCAUUUGCAUAAAAUGGUAUGAAAUAAUUAUUUAAAAUUUGAAAUAAAAACAAGUCUUUAAAAACCACGGACGUAACAAAAUUAUCUGACCAUGGAGGAAUGAAUGAAUGAGACUUUUUAUUGUUUAAAGCCAGAGGCCACCACAGUAUUAAUAUAACAAACAAACACGUCUCUUUGGUCUCCACAGAUUUGGAUAUAACGACAUUGUCACAAUCCCCGCAGGAGCAACCAAUAUUGACAUCAAGCAACACGGUCGCCGAGGGGUGUGGCCUGACCAAAACUAUUUAGCCCUGAAAACCCUGGAUGGCAAAUACCUCUUGAAUGGAAACCUUGCCAUUUCAGCUAUGGAAGAAGACAUUUUCAUCAAGGGGACUGUACUGAGAUAUAGUGGCUCUCUUACCACCCUGGAACGCAUCCAAAGUUUCCAGAAGCUCCCGGAGCCACUUACUGUCCAGGUGUUGACCGUUUCCGCUGAGCUGUUCCCCCCAAGGGUGAGAUACACCUUCUUUAUCCCCAAGGACGUCCACUUCAGCAAACAGAAGAGCAAGGAGAAGAACUUGGCCAACGUAAUCAAGCCCAUGCUAACAUCACAGUGGGUCCUGGGAGACUGGUCCGAGUGCUCGAAAUCGUGUGGCUCUGGCUGGCAGAGACGAGCGGUGGAGUGUCUGGAUGUGGAAGGGCAGGCCUCCUCAGCCUGCAACAAAUCCCUCAAGCCUGAGGACAUCAAGCCCUGCAGUGACUUCCCGUGCCCCAUCUGGCAGAUGGGGCCUUGGUCCCCCUGUUCUCAAACGUGUGGAGAGGGAAUGCGGACACGAAGCCCCUUGUGCGUUGACUACACAGGGAAACCUAUCACCUCAGAGAAAUGUGGUUCGCCGCGGCCGCCAGCAGCUACCACCGCCUGCAUGCUUCAAGAGUGCUGAGGGCAGAGGGAUGGCCGACACAUGAUCAGAGGCAUGUGUAACAUAGGCUACUAUCCUGACCCGAACCAGGCUUGGCAUGACCAAGCAAGGAUGUAGGUUUAAAGGCAAAUGUGCACUAUUUGACCUGAACAGGCCCUGCUGGGUAGACCUGUUUGAAAGAAUAGCAGGCAUUGAAUACCAACCACUUUCUUUCUCUCUCUCUCUUGCAUUGUCUUCCUCCAAAUUGGCAUCUACCUCAGGGGCGCGAGCGCGGAAUAGCAUGGGAUUUUGGAUGAAUAAUGGUAAUUAUUUUUGGGAAAAUAUUCUUUUUUUCCCCCAGGCCACUGUUUUACACCUAGGAGAAUUUAUAAACCGGUCCUAAGCUGGACCUGAAUUUUGCUCACACUUUCCCCAAGCUUUUUUGUGGGUCUUAUCACAGAAAUGGCAUCUAAGAACCUUUCACUCUUCAAAUACAGGGAUACCCUCAAUCCGUUUUUCAGUAGUAUACAGCUCCCAUAAUCAGUAUAGCAACUAUCUACUGUGGGCCCCUAACCCAGCCCCCAUGUUGAAUAUCUGUAUAUAAAUGAGCAGGCCACUUAAUCCCACGCUGGCCAUGAUACUCGUAGCUCCUAAUCAGAAGGAUUCUGCUGGAGUAACUGACCUUCCGACCGUUGUCUCAGCUGCAAAACAAGGUACACAAUUCAAACCUGUUCUGCAGGCUUUCGUCAGGAUUAGUCGAAGGCUUACUAUAUACAGUGUUUAUUAUAUGGUGAUGUUUUUCUUGCAGUGAUUUGUUGGCCAUGGUCUACAAUAGACUGGUUCUCCAUUAGAUCAAAAUUCUGCAGCUGACUGAUCUGACACCUGCACUCUCGUGUCAUUGGGAGCAGCAGCAUGAGGGACAUAGAAACCCUGGGAAGAGUUGUAGCUCAGUGGUAGAACAUCUCCUUUGCAUGCAAGAGGCCCCAGGCUCAAUCAAAUGCAAGCUUAUCUGAAACCCUGGAGGGCCAGUCAGUGUGGAUAAGACUCAGCUAGAUGGCUCAAGGAUCUAGCUCAGUAUAAGGCAGCUUCUUUCGCCUCUCUUUUCACCUGCUCUCUGACUAGAGCAUCAUGUCAUGGUUAAAAGCAGUGUGAGCAGAAUGACACGGACAUGCAGCAUUCAAUCCCCACCCCUGGCUUUUAGGGAUUGAAAAUGGCAGGUGUGGCUCAUCCUCCUUUUCGUUGCCAUGCAACAACAUCUGCCAAUCUGGAAGCUUUGUUAAGCUUAAUAAUAAUGCUGUGAACCAAAGAAAGAUGAUAUAGGUUUAACUCUAUGAAAGGUAUACCACCACCCCUUAUUUUAGGGAAGGGAGACACAAUUGGGCUUCACUGAAGUGCUAGUCCUAUUCAAAGCAGACCCACUGAAGUUAAAGGACAUGACUAACUUGGGUUAAUUGAUUUCAACUGAUCUACUCUGAGUAUUGUCCUUGAAAACGGUUCCUUGGUGAUAACAUCACCAAGCAAUGUCCCGCCAUGGCCUGAAAAUAAAACUCCCUUCCCAGUUGGAUCCAUGCUUUGUAAAUCAGGAAGUGAGUUCAGCAAACAAACUCUAUAAACCGAGACACAACAAAAUACGUUGAAAAUUGACACAGGCUCAUUGAUCCAAAACAUUUGGAUGCCUUUGCUCAGUUGCGUAAUACAGUCUAAGAAAGGAACCUCAGCCGUCUCUUGGGUUGAGCACAGUUUAGCAUUUCCUUUUCCAUGGAAACCUUUGUUGCUUCCAGGCCAUUAUGUGUUUGUCAGCUACAUGUUUGGAUAAGGCGAUUAUUCAGAAAAAGAAAGCGGAAUACCUACUGUGUAUUUCAUUACUUGUAGACAGUUGGCUCAGUUUCAGUGUAUAUAAUAAUAUGGAUGUGAUUAUAUUUACGCAUAUUUCCCCAGUACCUCUCCCCACCCAACAGCUUGUUUUACUUGUGGAUUUAUUAUAUGUACCAUGGCUUCAUACUGGCUUUCAUGCUAAGGUGACUCAAGGUUCAUGCACAUGAAACAGGGAAACAGUGAUUAAAUAUCACAUUACAGCUAUUGGAUCAAGGAACUAGGCAUCAAAGCUAAAGCAAUUUCUACUGUCUCUGCUUUAAGUGUAUGGCAUCAUGCUCAUAGACAGUGUUAACAUUCCCAAAGCUGAUAAGGUCAUAUCCACACCACACAUUUAAAGCAUUAUGAAACCACUUUAACAAUCAUUACUUCCCCCAGAGGAACCUGGGAACCUUAGUUUGUUAAAGAUGCUGAACUCAGAGCUACAAUUCCCAACCCUCUUAAUUAACUACAGUUCCCAGGAUUGUCCAUGACUGUUAAAAGUGGUAUGUGAGUAUGGUAUGAAUGUAUGAUCUACUGUAUUUUUCGCUCUAUAAGACGCACCAGACCACAAGACGCACCUAGUUUUUGGAGGAGGAAAACAAGAAAAAAAAAUAUUCUGAAUCUCAGAAGCCAGAACAGCAAGAGGGAUUGCUGCGCAGUGAAAGCAGCAAUCCCUCUUGCUGUUCUGGCUUCUGGGAUAGCUGACCAGCCUGCAUUCGCUCCAUAAGACGCACACACAUUUCCCCUUACUUUUUAGGAGAGAAAAAGUGAGUCUUAUAGAGCAAAAAAUACGGUAUAUAUUCUACAAAGAUAUUGGUGGCUUUCCCAUGCUUUGGCUACUCAGUUUCUAUAAGCACUUUUGGAAAAGCUGAAAAACAUCUCCCCUAUGGUAUUUUUUUGGCAUUCCUUGUGAAAAAGAAUGCAAGAAUAUUGACGGGCCUUUGAUUUGAUCCAGCAGGGCCUCUUCUUAUGUUCCAUUUGCCCUUCGUCUCUCAGUUGCCAUCAAUCUGAUUGGAUACAUGACAUUCUAGUGCCAUCCUCUUCACCAUGUGAUCCCUUAAAAACCAUGUGUUACCGAAGAAGAAAGGAAAAGUAGCAACUCGGAGAGUGGGGAGGACAGGAAUGAUGCUGAAGCUAUAGCAGCCAGGGGAAAUAAUGGCAGUAUGUAGAACUUCAGAAAAUAUUUCCGCUGAAUCAAAAUUGCAACUUUCCAUCCCAAAAAACUAAGAGAAUAUCCAGCAGAUGUUAUUAUUUUGCUAAAUCUUUCAUAUCACCCUUGUAUUCCAAUUCUACCCAAGACUUUGUGCUUAGGAUUGUAGCUCUAAUUACUGUGCACCAAUUAAAAGCCCUACAUUCUUCAUAAUGGCUUAUCCAUCCUUAAAGUUCAAAUCACUAUAUAGUUUAUAAAAAGCACUGGAGAGGCCUCAAGCUUAGGCUCCAGUACUAAUCUUGCCACUGGGACGCAUGGAAAAUGGAAUUCCCAGUCCUUGCUUGUCUCAGUGAAUUGAACUGGAAUGCAUCAUAAUCAAUAUUUCCCAUGCUCCCUGGCAGCAAAGGAGAUACUCGGGAACAUAGAUUGCUGCCGAAAGCAGAAGGAAUCUAGUUCCCCAUGCUACCUGGUAGUAAAAGGUGAGCACCUAAGCCUUAAGCUUGACACCUUCCCAUCUCUCACUAGGGCACGCUUGCAUUGAGCCGUAUCAGGAUAGCAGAGAAUAUGCUUUAAUGGGGAAGGUUCUGAGUUCAAUCUCUGGCAUUUCCAGGGACAGUGAGAAGAGAACUAGGAUGGCCAGAAGCCAAAAAGGACAGGACUCCUGCACCUUUAAUAGUUGUGCAGAAGAGAUUUCAGCAGGUGGAGCUUGCGUGACAAGCUGCUUCGGAAAGCAAACCUCAGCUCUAUAGAAUAGAGUUGGAGGGAGGAAGGGAGGUUGAAAGAUGCAGCAUUGCUAGUGGAUACUCUAGUCAACUGUUCCUGUUCAAGAGGACAGAAAUACUUAAAUACUUACACUGAGUUCCAGGAACUAUCCUCGCUAUCCAUUGUAAUGCGCACGUUGCUCCAAUGCUUGGCAGUAACACUAUCCGGCAGCCCUAACUGUAUAUCACAUUUCAUUCUGAAUCUUACACCAGCAGGCAUGAUCCUGCUAGUUGUUCCAGUGGUUAAAUACUGGAAGCCAAAGAACAAGUUAGUGCAGGAGGCACAUGUAAAUUUACACCCCUGUCUCCUAAGCAGUGAGAGUUGGAUUCCUCUGAAAUUAAUGGGAUUCAGCAUGUAGUAGGAGAAGCAUGUGUGUUGGGGAGCAAAGAUUGGGUUCUCGGACCUCUGGGGAAGGGCCAUAGCUCAAUGGCAGAAUGCAUUCUUUGCAUGUGAACAGUCCCAGGGUUCAGUUUCCAGGUACGUCUGAAGAAGACUCCCACCUGAAACCCUGGAGAGCUGCCCUCAGCUAGUGCAGACAGGGCUAUGCUAGUAGGACCAGUACUAUAAAGCCGCUUAUGUUGAUCAUACAUGCUAAUAUUCCAGGGGCUGGAAGCGGAUGACAGUGGAGAGGUGUGGAGAGUUAUGCACCCCUCCAAGCUGCCACUUCUUUACUGCACAUGCUCCUCCUCACCCUUGCAUUUGUGUUAACUGGAGUGUACAUAUUUGUGAGACAAGGGUGUGCCUCCGUAACAUGUGGUUCCUUCCUCACUUUUGCUUAAUCAGGACCAUCCUGAGAUGUACUGUCUAUCAACUGAACAUUUUAUCUCCCAGUAAAAUUCUUUUAUAUAGAGAAGGCUUUAACAUACAACACACUUUCCUCUUUCCACCCCUGUAUGCCCUCAGAAAAGCACACAAGCAGUUGCAAGUUGCAAGGACUGACGUGGUACUGACAACAAAAUCCUGGGCUUAACAUGUGCUUAAAGGUAAAGGUAAAGGUAAAGGGACCCCUGACCAUUAGGUCCAGUCGUGGCCGACUCUGGGGUUGUGGCGCUCAUCUCGCUUUAUUGGCCAAGGGAGCCAGCGUACAGCUUCCGGGUCAUGUGGCCAGCAUGACUAAGCCACUUCUGGUGAACCAGAGCAGUGCACGGAAACGCCGUUUACCUUCCCGCCAGAGCAGUACCUAUUUAUCUACUUGCACUUUGAUGUGCUUUCAAACUGCUAGGUUGGCAGGAACAGGGACCGAGCAAUGGGAGCUCACCCCGUCGCAGGGAUUCGAACCGCCGACCUUCUGAUCGGCAAGCCCUAGGCUCUGUGGUUUAACCCACAGUGCCACCUGCAUCCCAAUACAGGGGCACCCUAUUCCUUUAUCCACCUAUGCACUCAAAAACCCAGUCUCUAUUUUAGUGGAACCUUCAAGUCCUAGAGCCUGCUCAUUUCUGCUGUAAAAGUUAGUACUCCAAUGGCAGCCAACAUGGUGUUGGUUACCCAUGUAGUAGUCUAUACACCAUUAGAAGGUCAGUCCUGGUUUGUCUAAUGCAACUUUGGCAAUCAAGUGCCCUCCAGAUGUUUCAGACUACAACUCCCAUCAGCACCAUCCAGUGCAUCAGUUUAGUGAAUGUUGGUCCAACACCUUCCUUUACAUUUAGUGCACAACGGGCUUGUAACGAGCUUCCUCCUGCAUCAAAACCUGUGUGGUCCUCAAAUUUCUUUUCUAAGGCCCCCAAUGUCCAAAUGACUCAGAAUUAUAUCCUGAAUUAACUUGGUGUUGGGGGGGGGGAAUAACUUCUUAUUUGAGAAUUCAGUUGAGAAACUAGGCUAGAUUCAGCCUUAAGAAAGGCAGAUUCACUUUGUUAAAGUUCCAGCUUGACACUUCUAGCAAAAGGGUCAGCAUGAAGUCUCCCCACAAUUAAAUGCUUCCACCUUGUAACUUAACAUGACAUUUGGCAUCCUUGCUCAAAGUAAGGCCCCGUGCUGCUCUUCAUGUAAGGAAAGCACUGGGCAUUUGGGGACAAAAAUAGGAGUUUGGCUCUUCUUGCUUUGGAAAUGUAAUGCCCAUGCUCAUCUGUACUAUACACUGAAAGCAGUAUCAAACCACUUUAAACAGGCAUGGAUUCCCCCAAGAAUCCUGGGAAUUGCAGUUUGUUAAGCUCACUGAGGCUUGUUACGAGAUCCUAACUCUCCUGAGUUACAAUUCUUAAGAGUGGUUCAGUAGUCAAUUCCUUUUCCCAGGGAACUCUGGGAACUAUAACCCUGUGAGGGAACAAGGGAAUAUGUGACUUUUUCAAGUGCUAUGAUACAGAUUUAAAUGUAUAAUGCGGAUGGAGGCCAAAGAUUUAGAGACAUUCUACCGAUUGCAAAUCUUGAGGUGGUAUAAUGUUAGACUGAAUCACAUCAGACUGUUGAUGGAGGGGUCAUAUUUUCCUGAACUGCUUCACUUGGAAAGCUUCCUAGAUCCCAGAGAGGGCUGCCCUACUCUUUUCCCCCUGACGUGCUAGUUCAUGGUGUACAGAGAGUUUCUGUACAUGAGGGAACAUUGGCAAUGACCCCAUCUACUGUUCAAUGGUACAGUCCAGAAGUCUGCCAACUCGUUCUGCGUAACGCAUGGAACAACUCUUUGCUGCUGCUGGGCAACAUCCAUCAGCAGAAGGUUGGUGUGAUCAAAGCUGCUGCAUGUUUCCUCUUUGCUUUUUCUUGUGGAAACAAGGCACAGGCAGAUUUCUGUAUCUAGCACAUGCAGGAUUUUUGAUGCCAGCGCUGAAGGUCAUUCAGCAUCUGGCUGUUGGGAGAUUGGGAGAUGUGGUGCAUUCUUGGGAAAAAGCAAUGGAAUUCCGUGGUGCUACUUGGCUGCUCCCUCUUGGGGCUGAAACAGUGCGGAAUGUGCUCUGGCAGCUUUGAGACGGGUGAGUCCAAGGCAAGGAUGACCCUGUUUCCUGCAGAUGGCAACCUUUCAAACAAAGCCGCUCUGCACAGUGGGUGCAGGUUUUAAGAUGGGCUCUUCAGCUGUUGCUGCUUCGGCUUUGUGUGAAGGCUGCAUGAAAAGGAAAAGAACUUUUCUCAGAGGAUCCACCAUUACGCAAGGGCUCUGACCCUCAGCACCUUUUUGACAAUAAAGGGGAAGCUGUUUUUGUUCCCCUUGAACGGAGCCAGUUAAUGACUGCUUAAAAGCUAUCCCGCUGGAACGGCCAGAGGGAGAGAACAGCUGCAGCCUGAAACAGAUAUAGUUGGUAGUGAUCAGGGAUGGGUGAAUCUGCCAAUUUAGGUUUCUCUCACUUUCUCACUUUUCCAAUUUAAAGUUCAGAUCUCCACAUUCCACAUCUGUUUGUGUUCUCUCUCUCUAAUCCUGAAACUUCAGCAGUAUUUUAGUGCAAGUUUCUCCUAAUAUACACAUAAAGGUAAAGGUAAAGGUACCCCUGCCCGUACGGGCCAGUCGUGUCCGACUCUAGGGUUGUGCGCCCAUCUCACUUAAGAGGCCGGGAGCCAGCACUGUCCAGAGACACUUCCGGGUCGCGUGGCCAGUGUGACGAAGCUGCUCUGGCGAGCCAGCACCAGCGCAGCACACGGAAACGCCGUUUACCUUCCCGCUAUAAAGCGGUACCUAUUUAUCUACUUGCACUUAGGAGUGCUUUCGAACUGCUAGGUGGACAGGAGCUGGGACUGAAAGACGGGAGCUCACCCCGCCGCGGGGAUUCGAACCGCCGACCAUAUGAUCGGCAAGUCCUAGGCACUGAGGUUUUACCCACAGCACCACCCGCGUCCCUUAAUAUACACAUAACUGUAUACAAUUAAUAUACCUAAUUAUCUAAUAUGCAUAGUAACUGAAGCAUCUUAUGUUUUCAGUGUUUCUAAAUGUUUAUCUUUGAAGUACACAGUGACUAAAAAAGCUCUCCUUUCAUGCUGAAUAGGGUGGCUGUAGAAUACUGGGACUCUGCUACAGAAAUACGGUAGUAAGGGGUCUCUGACUUCCCACCAUGACCCUGGACUACUGCACCAAUGCUCCCAGCCCUGCUUUUUUAACAGGAUAUGCCAGGCGUUGAACCUAGGACUACCUGCACACAAAAACCCCAUGCUACAGCCCUUCUCCAUAAAAGGCAAUUCCAAAUCCUCUGGAGGGACAAAAAAGGAGAAGAGGGUAUAUUUAAACCAGGGAGUAAGCUCUGGAGUUUUAGAUCCCACUUUUGAUAGGAAAGAAAAAAGGUUGCCUCAGUCUUUAACCACCAAUUUGAACUUUGUCUGGUCAAAAAACCUUGGAUGCUCCCACUGCAUUUCAAGGUUCUGGGUGCAACCAGAAGCAGAAAUUCCUAAACACCAGGAGGACAAAAAGUAGUUUGAGAGACCUGACCAGUACAGGAAAUACUGGAACUCUUAGCCAGAAAGCUUUUCCUUGCCAAACAGCUAUCUUAAUUUUGUAGACACAAGACAUUUGGCAACAACAGUCCCACUCUCCCUUUUUGCAGGAUGCAGAGAGCUCCUAUAGAAGCCAAGAACAUUUAUUACCCUAUGAAGAAGGUUGAAGAGAAGAUAGGGUUCCUUAUGACCGAGGGUUAGUUUCCUGAGCCAAACCACAAGUCUUGCACUUCACAUUCUUUCAGAUAUCUGGGAUAAUCCCUGGAUGUUCUCCUUUGUUUGUAAGAAAUAAUACCUAUAUUCCUCUCACUAUUUUUUGUUCUUGUUUCACAUUAAACUGCAGUUUUUUUAAAAAAAAAAUAGUAUAAAUCGUUUUACUGGUAUAAUACAUUUCCCAUUAAACAAAAGAUGAAUCCAAGCCAUACACUAUUUCUUCUGGGAUGUGUAUACCAGGGAGUUGUAUGCAACUAAAUUCUACUCAGAGUAGGCUCACUUAAGUUAAUGAACCUAAGUUAGUCAUGCCCAUUAACUUUAAUGUGUCUACUAUAUGUAGGACUAGCCCCAGAUUUUUUAAUGUGCCCUUUAAAAAAAAAAAGUCAAGGACAGCUGCAAAAUUUGGUAUAGUCCUAAAUUCUACCCCUGCUGUAUGCAAAUCAGACCUAUCUCUAAUAACUGCAGGAAGACUUCAUUUAUCAGGGGGAAUAUCUGGACUUUUUUGAGAAAUAGAAUGGGUAGAUAAGAAAGGGGAGAUUACCUGCUAUUUAUAUUUACAUAUUGUGUGAUGCUACCUGGAGAUCAGGCAAAAGCAGGAGCACUGUGAAAAUGAGUUGUGCUCUAUUCUGAAGACAGAAUCGUAGAAUUGGAAGGGACCCUGAAAAUCAUAUAGUCCAACCCCCUGCAAUGCAGGUAUAUGCAGCUAUCCCAUAUGGGAAUCAAACCUGCAACCUUGCUGUUAGCAGCACCACACUCUAACUGAGCUAUCCAGUUAGUCAUAACAUUCUUAACAACUGUGAGUUCUUUGUUAGCCAGCCAAACUUUGCAUCUUGUCUUGCCUGGUAAGUCAAAUGCUAGAUCAAAGCAGCACAUGCACAUUUGUUCUUCCAUGCAUCCAUCAUUUGCCUUACAAAAAAAUAAUGAACUCCCAGCAGAUUGGGAGAAAAGGAAGAGGUACGCUGCCAGUGUCACAGGUCCAGGCUAAUGGGGCACUUGUCAAGAGGUACCCACUUAAGCCAGCCUUUCUCCAACACAUCAGAAACUUGCAAAACCAUUCCCUCCCCAACUCACUGGAAGAAGUGACAUGUUUUUCCAAGGCAGGAAAAGUGCAUUCAUACCACAUCUACCAUGCUUAAAAUCCUCUGUGUGUCUUCACCCCAUGUAUGAGGUCAUCUACCGGAAGUGAAAUUCCAGUCACUCUAACAUGAUGCUGGAUGCUGUCCUUUUCUCAAUUCCUUCUUCUCUCUCGCAAUGCAUUUCCAAAAACUCAAAAGGUCACUGUGUGCGUCUUUUCUGUCAGGCUGUAAGUAACACUUCUUUGGAAUAUGCCCGGCAUUUUAGCCUGACAUUUUCCUGAGGCUGUGUUAGAGAUAUGUACGCUGUCAUAAAGCCUGUGCUAGACUUGGAAAUGGGGAGAGCAACAUCUCAUCUAUCAGUACUGUCAGUGCAGCCCGCUGUUUGGUUUUCCCUUAUACAGAAAAAUAGACCUUACUCAGUAAGCUGCUCCUUUUAAAGCCCAAUUUGGUCCUUCGUUCUGUUAUGCUUUGCUGAAAAAAAGAAAGAAACAGCAAGGUGUAUACAAUUAAAUUCCUCUUGGGAGAGUCCACAUAGGCCUGAGGUUAUUGUUGGAUUUCAACUGAAGUGAAGUUCACAGCAAAUUUGGAGGUCCCUUCUUAGGUGAAACAACUAAGAAACCUCAAAGGAUACACACACCCCAACAAAUUGGAUAAGAUUAAAUAUUUCUCAAAAGGGUUUCACACAAUCCCAACUUAAACUAGUUUAGGGACCUCCCCGGAGUCCUUUUUUUAUUGUGCAUUUAUGGUCAUUUGUGCUCGUGGUGGUGUCUGGAUGGUUAUACAUGAUUCUGCUUUCAAUACUGUUCGUGCCUAUAAAGGUUUUGGGGCAGACAUAACUGCUUUGCUUCCAAUCAGUGCAUGUCCCAUAGCUUUCUGCUGAAAUCUUGUAACUUUUCACACCACAAAUUUUAUGUGGGGGUAGAAUGUCCCGCCUUUGGUGCGCUACAGCGCAAGGGUGCUCCUCCAGAAGUCAAUAAUGCGGUAACAUUGGAGAAGCAUCACAAAAUAAUAAAGCAAAAUAAUGUGUGGACUGCCCAGUAUAAUUCCACCACUCAUGCACUGUUAUUGUGUCAAUGGCAUGUUGUAGAAUACAUGUCUGCACCCACCCACCCACACAAACAACACCAGUCUGGAAGGGUCCUAAGUCUGUAGCAUAAAGAUGCUUCCUUGGGGAUCAUUCCACUCAAAUUCUACUGUUUGUCUUCAACCCCAUCCUCCUGACUCUGCACUGCCCACUCCUGUAAUGCUACUAUCUUUUUUGCAUUUGGAAUGCCUGCCUGAAUUAGCCCUUCUUUUUUAAAUAAAAGCAAACAAACAAACAAACAAACAUGUAGCAUUGAUGGUGAUGUACGUAAAAUAAGUUAUAUACAGGAUUUAUAUGUAUAUAUGUUUCCCUUCAGUGAAGGACUGUAGCAUUGUACUGAGCCUCUUGUAAAAGGUAUUUAUUUUGUGUACAGUAACUGUCUUUGGAGGGGCGGGAGAGAAAGGGUGACUGCGUUACACAAUGCUGCUGCCUCUCCCACCUUCUCAAUUGCAUUUUAUGCAUGGGGAGGGAAAUCUCACUCCUUUCUCUCAACUGCUUACUUGCUCAGCUAAAAUAUCUGUACAGUUUGGUGUGCAGACCCAGUAAGCUGGUUCUAGUCAAGCUUUGCAAAAAAAACCACAAAAAACUUUCUAAUUUUUUAAUAAAUGUUUUGUUUUAACCUUCUUCUCCCCUCCCCUUUAAUCUUCUAAAAACAGAUAGCCAGAUUGUAAUGCUAGCAUUUAGCUGUGAAUAAAAGACUUCCUCAGUUAAGA